This is a messenger RNA of Caenorhabditis auriculariae, 45547 nucleotides long. NCBI's taxonomy places the organism in Eukaryota, Metazoa, Nematoda, Chromadorea, Rhabditida, Rhabditidae. The record is from the annotation of a GenBank genome assembly.
AUGAUUUCUGCUUGGCGGGGAGAUAGACAGGAGGGCACGGGACUCUCUCUGCCGCCCUCUGCCGCCUCGCCGUCCGAUUCGAUCCAUUUCGUCGGCCACCGCCUCGGCCCACGCACACGUUCCUUCCUUUUUUUGCUUCCGAUUGUCUUUCUUCCUUCUUCCUGUCUUUAUUCUCACCUUCACCUGUGCAAAAAUCAUAACCUGGAGCACGUUUUGGUUUUUGAAUGAAAGAAAUCGGUUGAGUUUGAGCGGUUUUGUGGCGUUUCAUUGCAAAUUUCAAUAUUUUGGUGCUUUCGUGGAUUUUUUCGACAUUUUUCGCAACUUGAACUUUUUCUAUGGUUGAGAAAAAGCUCUUGGAGUUUUCGAAACUAAUUUUAGAAAUAUUUUUCACAUUGGAGAAGUAGAAUACCAACUUUCAGUGAGGACUGUUUUGUUAUUUUACACUUUCGAUUGAUCAAUUUUCGAUUUCUCGAAAAUUCGAACACUUUUUUUCAAUUUCGUGAGAGCUUUUAAAAACACAUUUGAUGAUUGAAAAAAAUUUUAAACUUGUAAAAAAAUAACAAAGAUAAUGAAUAUUGAAGAUUUUUCCGUUUUUUUCAGCUUUUUUUAAAAACUAAUUCUAUUCCAAAAAGCUCCUUUGCAGUAGAAAAAAAAGAUCCGAGUAUUUUUUUACCUUGACUUGAAAAAAAAAAUCCAUUUUCAGCUUUUCAGAAAGGAAAUGAGUUUUAAGCCCGCGGUCGAGCUUUUUAAUGGCGGAUCGGGCAAUUUUUGUUUUUCCUUUUUUCGUUUUUAGACGUUUCUCGAAGCUUUCAAGCUUUUCAAUGUUUUUUAGACAACGUUGAGUCAUUUUUAAUGUUAUGAGAGAUUUUCAGAAUUUUGAACACUUAUAUUUCGAAAAAAGCACGCGUUUCAUAACUAUCUUGAUUUUUUUCAACUAUUUCUUUUCUAACUAAAAAAAUUUUUUUCACAUUUUAGAUUUUAAGAAAAACGAUGUAGACAAAUAACAAAUGUAAAGAGAGAGAAUAUUUCAUCAAGGAGAGUGAAAAAUAAACACUAAAAGUGGCCUGUGCGCAGCAUCCUCCCUCAAGGGGCCCCUCGAAAUUCGCAAAAAUGUUUCGAAUUCUUUUCUCGACUUUUCUCUUUUUUUCAUUUUUGUUUUGUGGUUUUUGCUUCAUGCAAACUUGUAAGGAAAAAUAUUUUCACGAAAUGGUUUAUUUUUUUCCGAUUUUUUUGAUGUCUUUCAAGCUUUUUUUGAUCUCCUUAUUUUUUUCUUUUUUUCAAAGAGUUUUUUUCACCAUUUCAAGAACCUUUGACUCUCAGAAUUUUCGCGAAGAGGAUUUAUAGUUGAAAAUUAAUUUUUGAAAGGAGAUAGAAGCAAAUUUCCGUUGACAAAUCGUGUCGGAGAUCGAUAGUUUUUUGUUUUGAAUGUCGGGAAAAUUCCUCGCGAAAUCAGAUAUCAUUUUCCCACAAACUUUUUAGAGAAGGAAAACUCGAUAUUUAUCUGCGGAAGAAUCUGUCGUUUUCGCCUCUUUCUUUUUGAUUUUACUCGGAGUCGAGCCGUUUUUCCGCGAUUUUCGUUGUUUUAACGUUGUUUCUUUUCAGUAAAUCGGGUAGUUUCUUAUCGCAUCCGCUUCCAAGAUUGCUCCAGCAAAAAAUAAAAAGAAGACGACGACGUCUGUAAAGGACGACGGCGUAAUGGGGGACGCCAGAAUUGCUUUCGCCCGCGAAGAAGUCUGGCUCGAAAAUAAAGAUUCCCUAAUUGUUGAAAAGUGCGUUUGGGCUUCUCAUUAAGAGCUUUGCCGGGCAAGCACUUUUUCGAAAAUUAUGCAGAAAGAAAAAGUAGGAUAAUCUAAUUUUUUUCAUCACUUGACAAAAAAAUUGAUUUUCAUGGCUUUUGUUAGAGUUUAAGUACAAAAAGGCUUUAAAAAAACACUAAAUCGGGCAAUUAUUCGAGUGAAAAGAAAGGAAAAUUUAAUUUUUACCCAGUCAAGGUUGAAAUUAAAAAAUUUCCUUAUGAAUCCAAUAAAUUUAUUUUUCUAUUUGAAUUUUUUCAACCAUUUUCAUUGGCUUAUUCGAAAAAUGCAUAUUUUCUUUCAAAUGGAAUUUUUAAGGCAACGGUGUUGGUUUUGAAAGUUUUUAUCAAUGAAAAAUAACUUAAAUUUUAAAAAAGGUCCAAAUCCUUCACGAUUAAAAAAACACGUGGUUCAAGUCACGAUUAGAUCUUUUAAAUACUCAGAAACACACGAAUUUGCAGAAUAAUCGAGCAGUUCCAUGAGGAGAACACGAAAGGACUGCCGUUCAGCCGGAUUUUGUCGGCGAUCGGCCCGGACCGCGUCAAAGAUUUCGUUAUCGGACCCCGGCAUUUCGCCUUUUUGCUAGUUGUGAGUAGGGAAAGGAAUGAAAAAAAGUAUAACCUGUGAAAAUUGUACAUAGGCAAAGUCGGAAAGGGUGUAAAAAAGCUCCAUAGAACUGUUCCUUUUUGUUGUCUUUUUGCGCCAUUUCUUGAGCUGUUAUGCACCAUUUUUGCUGUCUCUCCCUUUUCCACCAUUUCUUGAGUCUUAAAAAUCAUAGAAAAAAUGGAAGGCUCGAUAAAGGGACCAUUUUUUCUGGCCUUUUGCGGCCUUUUUUGAACCUCUCACUUUUAGCGGGCAUUUUCCAUCAUUCCGAUUUUGCCCGAGCAUUAUUUGGUGUAACAUCCCGACUUGUUUAAAAAAAAGUACAAGUCUUGUAGCUUUGUUUAUUUACUUUGAAGUUAUCAGAAAACAGGAGAGGUAUAAAAACUAAAAAGUGCUGAAGAUAGUUGCAAUAUGAGGCAUACAAAUUAAAAUGUCCAAGGAAAAGAAAAAAACUUGAAAUUUCAUUCAGUAGAGUUUUUCCGAAGACCGAAAAAUGCGUGAAGAUACAGGGUUUUUUUUUUGAUUUCCAUAAAAAUAAUGUAUUUUUCUUGUAAUAUGUCAUUUUGAGGGUAUGAAUCAAAAUAUAUCUGAAUUUCGAAUUUUCCGAUUUUUUCAUAUCAUUAGGGAACUUUCCAUCUUUUUUUCCCUUAUAUUUUUUUCGGUUUAUGAAAAAAAUCUGUUAACAUUUUUUUCUCUUUUUUUCUUGUCUUAUAAUCAUGAAUCAACUACCUGUUUUAUAUAACAAGGUUGUUUCAAAUCGAAGAUUUUAUUGAGUAAAAAAGUCGGUAAGUUCCCUAGCGAUAUGAAAAAGAUAGGAAAAGUCGCCAUUCGAAAAUCCGUUGGUCUUUUUUUCAUACCACCGUUAUUUUGAUUAGUAAAUUCGAAGUUUGUUCCUAUUUGCAGGACAACAACAUUGUCCGAGUGGCGUUCGACUGCUCGAAAGUGAAGGAAGCCGAGAGGAGCAGCGAACCGACGAGAAACGACUCGAGCGGCUCGCUCAGCUCCAUCCCGCCGCCUUCCUCCUUCCACCAUGCGACGAGGCCCAACAGCGCCAAGUUCCGCAGAUUGAUGUUGGCUGCCAAUCGCCAUGGGUUCGUUCAUAAUGAUUUUUGAGAGUUUUUCGAUAAAACUACUCCCGAAAAUGCUUCUUCAAAACUCCUAUUUUCAUGUGAAUAUCUUCCCUGAAGAAAGUGAGAAAAGGAAAACUUUGCGAUGAACUUGGAAAAUGAGAAUUUUUAGAAUGAUAGCGAAACCUUUUUUCAACUUUUAACAUUUUCUGAAGCUUUUUCUAGUGUUUACAAGGAAAUUUUCUAGGCAAUUCUCACUUGAAAUCAAGUUUCUCAUGAAUAUCUAGCUGGAAAAACACGAAAAAAUAUAAAUUCUUGCGAAGGAUUUGAAAAAAAUUGAGAAGAAAUAAAGAAAAGUGUUUUCUUUGUACUUUCACCGUUCACUAUCAAAUUUUACCAAAUCUUGGAAAAACCCUUAAGGAAUCCAUUGAAGUGAAUCGUAUUAUUAUAGCGCUUUUUAUUGUCAAUUUCAUAGUAUAAAAAGUAUUAAUAAUUCAAAAACUUUAACUUUUCAACAGGUUUUUAAAAUUUAUUAAGUUCUUCAUUGAUUUUCAGGGCUUUUUAUUGUCAAUUUCGCAGUAUAAAUCUCAUUUAUUUAAAGUAUUUAUUCGCCACUCCGCAAUCUGCACGACAAAUACAAAAAAUAAAAAAUCAACGCAAUCGAAUAAUAUCUACAGCUGCGGAUAAUUGAAAUAGUACAAAUAGUUCAAGAAGUAGUAAAAGUUUGACUUCUAAAGAAGUUUUUUUAAAGUUAUUUUUUUAUCAUUAUCGAUUUUCAUCGCUUCAUACUGUGAAGCUCGUAGUAUAAGUAAUCCUAGAACUGGAAAAAUACUCAGGCUGAAAGGCUUAUGAAAAUACUUUUAUCGUUAUCGAUUUUUAGCGCUUCUUAUUGCCGAGUUCGUAGUAUAAAUAAUCUUAGAAGUGGUGAAAUAUUCAACUCUGAAAAGCCCUUUGAAAUAAUUUUCAUUAUUCUGUACAGAGCUUUCUACUGUCGAGUUUGUAGUAUAAACAGCAUGAAAAAUCCAAGAAGUGGUGAAAUUUUCAACUCUCAACGGAUAUUUUUUAUCGAUUUUCAGGGCUUUUUAUUGUCAAUUUUGCGGUAGAAAUAGUAAAAACAGUUAAAGAAGUGGUGAAAGUUUGACUUUUAAGUUUUUCAAGGAUUUUUUUUUCUAUUAUCAAUUUUCAGCGCUCCAUAAUGUCAAGCUCGUAGUAUGAAUAAUCCUGGAACUGGAAAAAUAUCCAGGCUGAUAAGCCUAUGAAGUUUUUCAGCGCUUCUUAUUGCCGAGUUCGUAGCAGUGGCGAUCCGCGAAGCGUCAUUAUCGAUCGGGGACGGCCCAUGAUCCCCGCAAGCGCCGUUCCGGAAGAACUCAUCAACCAGGCUCAAGUAAUCAAAUCUAAAAAUAGAAGAAAAAAAAAAUCUUUUUUUCAGGUUGUUCUUCAAGGAAAAUCCCGUGAAGUCAUCAUCCGAGAACUUCGACGGACGUCCCUCAACGUCAACGAGGCCGUUAACAACUUGCUGUCCCGAGAUGAUGAAGAAGGUGCUUAAGGGGUUUUGAUGGGGACUCUCUGCUCCCAUUGGAUUCCUGUUUCUCGUAGAAAUUGUAGAAGCGUUUUAAGAGGGAUUUUUUUGGAAUAAUUUUAGGAGAGUUUACGAAGAAGGUGCUUAAGGGAUUUCUAGAAGAACUGGCUGUUUUUCUGUUGAAUUCCAGUUUCUGUCUAGAGUUUUCUACGUUACUGACCAAGAAGUGGCUUAAUGGGUUUUUAGAACUGCUUUCAAGCGUAUUUUCAUUUCUCUAAAGAUAAUUAUACGUUUUAAAAAGAGAUGACAAAGAAGGCGCUAAAGGGAUUUUUUAAAAAAAAAAACCGGUUGUUUUUGUUCAAUCCCCGUUUCUCUAUGGAUAUUUGUGGGUUUUAAAAAAUUUUCUCGAUAAUUUUAAACUUUGAUCAACGUAUUCCAACGUCAACGAGGCCGUUGACAACUUUUUGUCUCGAGAAGGGACUAAGGGAUUUUGCGAAGGACUUACUGCUUCAAUUUUAUUUUCGUUUCUUUUUAGAGUUUUCUAAGUUUUGAAAGGGAAGGCGGAGAAAACGCUUAAGGGAUUUUGAGGAGGGUUUGCUGCUUCAAUUUAAUUCUUUUUCUCUGUAGAAUUUGCUACGUUCAAAAACUGGUGAUGAAGGAGUUUCUUUAGGGAUUUUGAGGUAGUUUUUAGUUUACUUCCCAUUUCUCUAUAUAUAUUUGUACGGUUCGAGAAUAGUGCUCAAGGGGUUUUGUGGAGAAUUUGUUGCUUUUGAUUUAUUUUCUGUUUCUCUGGAAGCCAUUUUAAACUUUCAAGAAAGGUGACAAAGAAAGUGCCUAAGAAUUUUUAAGAACAAUGAGCUUCUUUAUAUUUGAUCCCUGUUUCUGUGUAGAAUUUCGUACAUUUAAAGACAGUUUUUUUUUGAGAAAUUUUAACGUUAAUGAAGCCUUUCAUAACUUAUUUUACUAGAUAACGAAGAAGGUGUUUAAGGGAUUUUAAGGAAAAUUUCAUCAGAAUGGGUUUUUAAAUAAUAUGAUUUCGAACCCCAUUUUUUCAUCGAAAGAACCUUGAAAGAAGUACAGAAGACCCUUCUUUACAUUUUUAUCAAAGGUGGAAAAAUUAUUCGGAGCUCCGUUUUUUCCAGGUUUUAAGAAAAAUCAGCUUUUAUCGGUCUUUUAUUUCAGGCUUUUCUGGAAUAUUCUAUGAACUUUUUUCCUUCAACAGAAAGUCAUGGAAAGGCGAGAGCCCCUUUUUUCAUCCUCUUCAGCCCUUCAAAAAGGGUUCUGACACGAAAAAAGAUAAAACACGGUGACACGUCACUAGCCAUUGAUCGACUUUACAGAUUUUUCAAGAACACGAAAAGGGGUUUUUCAGACGACGGAGACGUCGGCGACGGGAUGGUCCUUCCGGAAGAGCUCCUACAGCUUCUGGACGCCAGCCAGAGCCACCACUCGAUGGCCUCCUCGUCGUCUCACGGGGGCGGGUCCUCCUCCGCCUCAGGUGGGAACGCCUUUCAAGAGUCGGACUUUGCCACGCAUGCCGCCCGUCAAUUAUUAAGUCGCACCCAGUUCAAGAAACGAGGUACCUGUUUAGGGGUAUCCAAGGGGAAUACUUUAGGGUUUAUUUCAAUCGGUCAAAGAAGAAUUAUCUAGUUUUUUUAAUUAAAAAUUUGGGCUAGAGAGUGAAUUUCCAUAGGUUUCAACAAAGCGUCAGAAAUUUUAUUUUAAGCCCACUAGUUGAAAAAUUAAUGUUCGUAUUUUCAAGAAAGCAUGUGGGACAUGCCUAUGGAAACUUACUGGAUUUUAAGAAAAAGAAAACGAAAAAAAGGGUAAUUCUUUUGUGGAAACUCGUUAAGCACAUCAAAAUAAAAUUAACGAUUUUUUUUUCAAAUUUUGUUUCAGUGAAGUUUUACGCACCACUCACACUCAAAAUAAUUGCACUUUUUCACAAAAAUUCUUUUUUUUUGUGUUUUCUCAAUCAGCACUAUUUUUGUGUAUAGUUUGUUCAAAAAUUGGUUUUUGACUAGGGAACGUUCUUAACCCCCACCCUGUUGAAAAAAAUUGAACUUCUGCUGAAACUUUGCUGAAGUGUACUUUAGGACCUCCUGAUUCUAGAACCAGCAAAGUUUCAGCUAAAGUUCAGCUGCGGGGGCAGGGGGAUGUAAAAACGUCCUCUGUUGAGCUUUUUAAAGGCGCAUGUUUUGUAGAUUUAGAAUAGAUUGAAAUUCGAGCCAACAUAUAAUUUUCUAGAAAAAAAUUGAGGAAGAAAGGUUUUUGAAAAAUUCUUUUCUGUUUUAUCAUGUUACAAUUAGCUUUAUUUGAAUUAUAUUUUGUUUAAAAUUCUUCUUUGAGCUUUUAAAGGCGCAUGAGAGGAAGUUUUAUGAAAGUUUCGAGGCUUCAAGGUCAUAAUAUUCGUCAUCCUUUGAAAAACUGCACCUUUAAAAGCCUCAAAUAAUUUUUUUUAACGAAAUGGAUUCCAUGAAAAAAAUGUAAAGAUACCGGUUUUUAAAUCUCAACUUUCUCAGAAAAAAAUCGAGGAAGAAAGACUCGGAGGGCGGCGUCCGGAACGAGUUCCAUUUGAUCGAAAAUAUCGAAUGGUGGACCGGAAAGUAUGGAGACGGAACCCCGGAAAACCUUGAGAGUGGGUUUUUUUGAUUUCUAGUGGACAUUUUAGCAAAAACCGAAAAAGAACUUUUUAAAAAAAGAAAAUGAGUUCUGAACAGGCUGUUAGAGUUUUGAAAAAAUGUUCUGUUUUCGCAUCUUUUUUCUGUAUUUUUUUUACCAACUAAUUUGCCCAUUUUUGGUACUUCUCUAAUGUUGAGGGCGUUGAGCGGCGCUCGUCACAAUUUUCCGCCCGUUUUUAUCCCGCGCAUUCCCUCGAUGAAGUUUUAUGGGAGUUCUAGUCCAGCAGAUGCUACAUAUCGUCGAAAAAACGGUUGUAAACGGCCCGCUUUCAGCCCGUUUCGGCCAAGCUUAAUUUUAGCCCCAAAAAUGACCCGUUUCAGUCGUGCGAAUGCCGUGAAAAACCGGGCUGAACAUUGAAUUACCCGCUUUUAGCCCGUUUUGUCCCACCUAGGUCACUCGAAGCUAAUUUUUUGCCGCGUAUAGUCAAGUGAAUACCCUAAAUCGUCGAGAAACAAAAAACCGGGCAAAACAUUGGAGCACCCGAUUUUAGCCCGUUUGAUCUAACUGAUUCACCCGAAACUUUAUUUUUGUACCAUUUUAGUCAAGUAAAUGGCCUGAAUCGCCGAAAAAUAACCCGGGCAAAAUACUGGAGCACCCGCUUUCAGCCCUGUUUAUUCCAGAAAAUUCAACCAAAGUUAAUUCUUUGCGCACUUCAGUCAAAUUAUUUACCCGCAUCGCGUAAAAACUGAGUGAUGCGUUUGAGCGCCCACUUUUAGCCCGUUUCGGUCCAGCCGAGUUCAACCAAAGCUAAAUUUUAGCUUCAUUUCAGUCAAACAAAUUCCCCGCGUCAUCAAAAAAAAAACGGCCAAAAAUUGAAGCGCCCGCCGAUUACCCGUUUUGCGCCCGCCACCGCAUGAAAAAAAAAAAUUGUAUUUUAGCGCCGAGUUCAUGUCGAUCUCGGCGACGAGUUUCGAGCUUUUGGCCCUGGAUUCGAGUGGACGGGUUUUCGGGUGGCGUUGGCACGACCGACGUGGAGGCGCCGACACGAAAAGCAACUUCAGGGAGAUCGUCAAAACUCAUACUGGUCAAUAUUCAUUAAUUUAUAGGAAAAAGAAGUUUUAUUGUUUUUUAAUAGGUCUUUUGUGUUGAGUAGUUCAUUAAGAAGAGCUUUAUUAUUUUUCAUGAGAAUAACGAAUCCUUGAAUUUGAAAGAGGGCUCAAAUGUCAUUUUUUAGUUAUUAUUCGAGCUUUUUUUCAUUUUUUAUUUUUUUGUGAUGGAAUCUUGAACUUGAAGAAGGCUUGAAAAAGAUUUCCUAGCCUUAUUUUUUUGAAAUUGAACGGAUUUUUGGCUUGAAAUAAGCGUUGAAUGUCCUUUUUUUCUAAUUUUUUUACAUGAGUUAUGAGCUUUGAAAUCGAUUUUUUUAUUCGAAAAUCAAUUUUUUUAACAUGGAACAAGGCCUAAAAAGUCGUUUUCUUUUUCAUUAUUUCUUGAGUUAUGAUUUUCAAUUUUCGAAAAAAAUAAUAGUUUUUUUGAGCUUGGGAUAAGGCUUCGAAUUUCCUAAUUUUUACAUGACUUUUGCGUUUCAUUAUUCAUUUUUAUAAGCACAAAAAGUAAGGAGCUUGAUAGAAGGAAAGUCGGUGUGUUUGGUCACUUUUUUUAUGACGUCUAUUUUUUUCAAUUUUCCAAUUUUUUUCAAUCGAGCUUCAACGGUUUUUAAUGUACGUGUUUCUUUAUAAUACAACUUGUUUCAAAAAAAUUGAAUUUAUAGAAAUUCACUUUUUUUCUGAAUUUUUUUAAAUUUUUUUGCCGAAAAAAAUGCUCUCAAAUCUUAGUGAACACUAUUUCGUGCUUGACAUAUUUUUGAUUUAAGGCCGGAUUUGAAAAAUUUGACAUGAAAUUUAUUGAGAAAAACACAAAAUUUCCUGUUUUAAGCCGUCAAUUUUUUUGGUUUUUUUGAAGCUUAAAAAUGACCUUACGUGUUUUGGACACUAAAAAUAAACUAGAACUGAAAAAAAGUUGAAAGUAAAAAAAAAGCGACCGAACCGACCAAUUUUUUUCACCUUGAUAGUCAUUUUUUUCUGGCUUUGAGUGGAAAUUUUUUUAUUUGAAAUAUGAUAGUUUUUUUGAGUUUUUGGAUAAGGCUUGAAUGUUCUUUUUUUCUCAAAAAUGUUUACAUGAGUUUUCAGUAAGAAACAGAAAAAUUUCAGGUCAAAAAUCAAAAAGUUUGGCAUGGAAAUUAUUGAAAAAAAGACAAAAAUAUCCUAUUUUAGGCCGGUAAUGUUUGGUUUUUUUGAAGCUUAAAAAAAUGACAUAUUCGAGAAUUCUACGCAUUUUGGACAAUCAAACAGUAUGAAAUUUUAAAAAAAAACCUUCCCAAGUUUCCAAAAAAAAAAAAUGGUAAUUUUAAAAAAACGACCGAUUUUUCCAAUUUAAAAGUCAUUUCCUUGGUUCUUAAUUAUCAUCAUUAAUUUCAUUGCAGCAGAAAUAGACCCAGUGGUUUUCCUGGCGACGAGUAACCUCCGAGUCGGCGUCAUAACCCAUCGGGGAUCAUUUUUCACUUGGUUGGACGAAAAUGCGUGUGGAUUUCGGGCUUCUAAAGCCACUAUUGUUCGUUUAAAAAGAACAAAAAAUCCUCAAUUCCCUCAUUUUUCCAGGCCAGAGGCAAAUUCACUUUUGAUGACGUUGGCAAUAUCAGCGACGUCUUCAUUAGCGACUAUCUUUUCGGGUUCCGGAUCGGAAAUACCAUUUCCUGGGCGUGAGUUUCUUCUUAAGGGAAAUGAAAAUAAAAUGGCUUGAAAAGACAAAAAUAAACUUUUUGAGGCUCUAUAAAAAAAUAAUAUUCUUUAAAAACUAUUUAGGCAUAAGUUUUUGGGAAGAAAAACUGAAGAAAAAAAGGCUUUUGGAAUAUGAUUAAUUCAAUGUUUUUGAUCCAGAACAGAUAAUUUUUUUAUAAUUUUUUUCCCGUUUAUAAGGCUCCGGAGAAAAAAACUUUCAAAAAAAGCAAAAAAAUGUAUUUUCUAGGGAAUAAAUGUUCAGAAAAAUGCCAAUAUUGCUUAUACUUUUUGGCUCUUCUUGCGCGGAAAAAAAUCUCAUUUUUUUCUGAAAAACAAUAAUUUUUUUAGAAGGAAAUGAACAAUAAAGAGGAAUAUUCACUGUAAGAUUGCUACAAAAAAAUUUUUCGAAUAUUCAAAAAAAGUUAUUUCAAGCUUCUCUAAAACAUUUUUUUAGUUAUUUCCUUCUGAAAAAAACAUGAAUUUUGAAGGAGAAAAAUAAAUUUUUUUGUUGGUUUAAAGCUGCUUUUUUUGACGCUCAUAGGUCGAAAAAAAUCAGAAUACGAUGGGAAAGAAUAAUUUGAAGAACUUUAUUUUUCAAUUAUUCUGUUUUUCUUUUUAUAAUGGAAAUUGGUUAUCAAAAAAAUAUCACAUUUUAAGUUCCAAAAGCUUCAUUUUUUUGUUAUAAAAAAAUUGAAUAUUUCAAGUUUUGGAAUAGCUUUUUUUCCUGGAUCAAAGUAUCCCUUUUUCACCUUUUGAAAAAUUCUUUUUUUCUCGAAAUAAAAAAAUUUAAAUUACAGCUAUCAAAAACUUUUUUUAUCUCUGGACAAAUAAAGCAUAUUUCUAGUUUUGAAAUUUAAUAUAAUGCAUUAUUUAACUUCAAAAAAACUCUUUCAUAAAUUGAAAAAUAUAUUUCAAACCAUCCUUUUUUUCAGGGGCUUCAUUCCGCUGGCCGAACGGCUCAAGACUUAUGAAAAAGAGCGGGCGAAACACGCCAAAAAGCACGUUUCCUUCAAGGACGGGAACUCGGACGAUAUCGUCGAGGGAUCCAUUGUGCGUAUCAAUAAAAAUAUAUUGAAAGAUUGAAAGGAGAUAAAAAAAUAAAAAAAGGGUCUUUAAAACGUUUUUUUCGUCUAUUUCUUGAUGGAAAAAGAACUAUUCAAACAAUAGGUUAUGGAUGAAAAAGUAUUUUUUUGUGAAAAUUGGCCUUUUUAUUACAGAACUUUAUUUCUGAAAUAAAGAGCAAUCGCUGGAAAAAAAUAACUGAAAAAAAGAAUUUUUUUCGAUUUUGUUAAAAAAAGAAAGGUGAAGGAAUACUUUUUUUCAGGGAUUAUGAGUAUUAUUAAAUGCCGAAACUAAAAAAAUUGGCAUAUUAAUUUGAUAAAAUCAACGGGAAGCAGCAGCUCGAAAAGUCGCUCUUUUUCGAGCUGCUGCUUCCUCAUUUUUUUCAAAAAAAGUACAUUCUUUAAAAAAUUGAUUCUAUCAAAUAUCUUCUGUUCAGGAGUAUUGUAAUAUUCUUUUGCUGAAAAAAAUUUUUAUUUUUUUAGGUUCAAACGAAGGCCUUGCCGACGUAUCGAGCUGGAAGCGUGGCUCUUCUCGUGGACACUUGUCGGCCUGUGGUGGGGUUUCCUUUUUGGAACUGUUGCUAGAACUAUCUAAAAAAAAAUUGAAAAGAAAAAUUAAAAAAGAAGAAAAAAACUGACAAAAUAAGCUUUUACCAUAAUAUAGUUUUAGUGUUAGAAGUAGCUUGAGUUUCUGAGAAAACUAUAAAAUCAAAACUAUGGAAGUGGGUAUUGAACUAUUACGUGGAGGGAAAAGCUCAUUUUUUCGCCUCCUUCUUUUUUUCUCCUAAAAGAUCCUUUUUUCAGAAAAAAAAGGAGCCUUUGAGGCCCUUGAAAAGUCACUUUAGAUCCUUCCGGCUUUUAUUUUUGUUAAUAUUAGAAUGUGAUUUGUGGAAAAUACAGUAUGUUCUGACGUUACUGUAGAUCCAAGAGGUAUUUUCCAUAUCCCAAGUGUUAUAAAAAGCUCAAAAAGAAGUAUUUUUGUGUUUCUACUUUUCAAAAUUUGUGAAAGGAAACUUACACGUUCAUUUCUAACAAGGAAAAAAAAUUGCAAAAAACUUUUGCACAGCGUGGGGAGCGAAGCUAUGACCCCGCGUGAGUUCGAAGCCAACCUAAAUCAUGAGCAAAAUUCUUCUUCUUCCGUACCGCUUAGCGGCGUCGGCGUCCCAAGUCGAUUAGCCGAGGUCCUAUCCUGAUAAUCAGUGGACUGGCUCCAGUGACAUAUCCGUCCUUGGGGGGUUAUGAAGCCCUGGUUUCCCACUACCAACAUUUCUCGAACCCCUUGAUUGGGCCGAGGCGAGGAUCGAACUUGUGACCCUGUGGACCGUAGACAGGCACACAACCUGUUGCGCUACGGCGCGAAAAUAUUGAAAAAACCAAUGAUGAUUCUCCGUUUCAGGUUGUGGUCCUUCUGGAAGACGCCUGGUCGACCAACGACCGAUGCCGAUUCCACGUGAUGGCACCCGCAGACUACGACUCCGAACGGGAGGUCCAAGAAGACGUCAAACCCGAGCCUUCUCAGACGUCUGUCGUCGUCGCGCCGACUGGUCAAUCUUGUGAUAAACUAAAAAUAAUCGAUAUUAAUGAUUCCUGCCGUUUAUUUUGGUGGUAUGAAAAAAAAGAACAGCGAAAAAACGGCGACUUUUCCGAUUUUUUCAUAUCGCCAGGGAGAUUUCCGACGAAUCUUUUUCCGAUUUUUUUUCUCGAUAAACUCUUCGUCUUGAAUCUUCCUAUAUAAUUUAGGUAGUUGGUUCAUGAUUAUAACACAAAGAAAUAGGAAAAAAAAAGUUUAUAAGUGUUUUAUAAACCGAAAAACAUAUGGGAAAAAGUCGGAAAAUUCCCUGGCAAUAUGAAAAAAUCAGAAAAGUCGCUUUUUGAUUUCUCGCUGAUCUUUUUUUCAUAACACCUUCAUUUCCACUUUUUUUUGGGAGUUUUUCGCGUUAUUUCGCCUUCAUAUUUAAAAAAAUGUUUGAAGAUGAUCAUUGAAUGUUUUUGGCUAUUUUAUCGGUUCAAUGUUCAAAAAAAUUACCACUUGUCUGCUCCCUUUACGAGAAAAACGUCAAAAUAGGAAAAAUUCUCUAAGCUUUGCAGAAUAAUGAUGAUUUGUUUUUAGAAAGAAAUCCGGAAAAUGUGGAAACUUUUAUCUAAAUAAUUUAAAAUCUCUAUACAAAGUCGAAAAGAAAAAAUCAAUACCUUGGAAGUUUUUUUGCUUUUUUUUAGUGUCCAUCAGAUCAAAAAGAAAAAAAUUCAACAUUUUUUUAUACUCAUUAUCAUUUUUUUAACAUUCCAGACAGCCGAAAAAAAGGCGCGCCCCAUCGAGCCCUUCAAAAGUUUACGAGGAGAUUUUCGGAAUCGAUGACGUCAUCUGGAUCCAUCAUCAUCGACCCCACGAAGUCGCCGUCGUUAACACGGUUCCAAAGAGAGGAUAUUCGAAGAAAAAUGAUUUUUUUUUAGUUGGAUGGCAAUUAUGUGGGUUUGGAGUACAUGGAGGACUACUACGAACGGGAAUUCGAGAGCAAAAUGAGUGUGGCGAUUUCGAAUGAUGUCAAGGUUGGUUUUGAAGAUUUUGGAACGUUUUAGGCUUGAAAAGUUUAAAUUUUAAUCAAAAAAAGUUCGUCCAGUGACUGAACAACUUUCAAAAUCUAAGCUUAUUUUUUUCGAGAAAUUUUUGAUCUUCGGAGUUUUUUUGAGAAAAAAAUAUCAUUUCAAGGCUGGAAAAAAAUAAUAAUUUUGCUCACAAUUUUUUUCAGUGACAGAAGAAAUUCAAAAAUAAGAUUUUUCUGAGUUUCAAAUAAAUUUAGCACGUAAAACGUACUUGAAAAUAAGCUUGAAAUUUUUUUCGCGUACCUUUUUUUCUGUGUAGAAAGAUCUUCUUCAAAAAUCGAGGAUUCACUUUUUUAAGAUUCAAAGAAACUCAGAGCAUUAUGAGGCUCAUAAAGUUGAAUUUUCACUCAAAACCAUAUAUUUCAAUGCUAUAAAAAAAUUUCAAAACGAAGUUUUUUUAAGUUUCGAAGAAAUUUAGUGCGUUUGAAGCUGUAAAAAUUGAAUUUUUUUAUCAAAUUAUUGAUAAAAAUUUAAGGUUUUAUCUGUUGUGAGAUUUUAAGUUCUUUUUUUAAAGGACUUUUAACAUUUCAGGCUUUAAAUAAUGAGGUUUUACUCGCAAUAUAUUUUUUUCGAAGUUUGUGAGUUUCGAAGCAAACCAGUGCAUUUUAAAACUCUAAAACAAGAAAAUUCUGCACCCAACUGUUCAUAUAGUAAUAGAAGAACUUCAAAUUUCGAUUUUUUUAUUAGUAGCCGGGUUUUUAAUUUUCUGAGUUCCUAAGAAAUUUAAACCAUUUUUGAAAGCUUGAAAAAAAUUUUUCAUUCACUAAUUUUUUUAGUCGCAAUAUUUUUUUUCUUUUUUUAUUUUCAAGUUCAUUCCUUUAUAAAAUUGUGAACAAAAAGCCUCAUGACGGUUCUAUUUGAUACUCUUGAUUUUAUUUUCAAAUUAAUUAUUCGUUGAUUUUUUUCCAGGCGGUCCGACAAGGAAAGCUGCGACUUUUGCGAAAAGAUGACGUCAUCAAAGUUGACUCGAGUCCCACGCGAUUCCCGACCAUUUUGCAGAAGAGCGUGCAGAAAAUCAGCAUCGAUCCGUCCAAAAAAGUCAUCUCGGCCGUCGCGGACCUCAAUGGUCCGUUUUGAAAAGAUAAAAAAACAAUUUCCAUGCAAAAAGUCAAAGGAAAACUCAUUUAUUCAGGAAAAUUUAAAAAUGAUCAAAACAUUUUCCGAAGCAAGAUAAUAGAAAACAUUUUUUUAAAGAAAAGAUUGCUUUUUUCUGUUUUAUACAAUUUUUGAGAAAGUUUAAAGUUGAUUCCCGGAAAUAAUUGUAGAAAAAUUUUUGUGAGAAAUUCACAUGUAAGAUUAUUUUCAAUAGGAUUCUUGAGUAAAAAAACCUGAAAAAUUUAAAGAUUUUUCUCAGGUAAAAAAAUGUGUCCGGAGUGAAUUUUUUUCGAAAGAAGCAAUAUGAAAGAUAAAGAGAAUCUUGUUUCUAACUCAAAAAAAGAUAUCAUAUUUCCAGGAUUCCGUCUGCUCGUUCAACGCGGACCUUUCAUGUACCUGUGCCGGUUGACCGUCUUGGGAAAAAUCGCCUCCGAAGUCAAAUUGCCGAUUCAUUCGGAUAUUUUGUUCGCGAAUGGCGAUCCGAAGCUUGUCACUAUUGGCGAUGUCAGUUUUGAUUGAAGUGGAUAAUCUGAAAUAUUUGAAAACAUUAUUUUUUUUGUAAAAUCUUUAAAGUUUUAUCAAAGCGUCAAUGAAAAGCUUAGAGCGAGGUACUGGUUGGCAAUCAGUAAUUUUUGAACUUUCAAAAUUUUUUCGAUUUUUCUCUGAAAAGGAGCUGAAUUCCGUUAGUAGCAGUUUGAAUUAAAGAAAAAUCCUUACUUUUUCAUUUCAAUCACUUUAUUUUCGCAACAUCGGGAUGGUAUGGUGAUGUUGCAGGGAGGGAAAAAGACGACUAGGUGGAUUAACUAACCCCACCUGUAAAGAAAAAAAUUUGUGUGUCAGAGAAGAAACAUAGAAACAUAAUAAGUAGAUAUUUAAAACCAAGUUGAUUAUGGCAUUUGAACUCUUGAAAAAAACCUUAUUAUUAACCUUAUUUAUUUUUUUCACUUUGUGGAUGAGUAAAUUAUUAUUAUUAAUUAUUAUUAUAAAAAAAUAUGCUCGACGCCAACAUUCCCUGUAUACACUAAAAACGUGUCCUUAAAUUUUUUCUUGUUUUUUUCUGCCAAUAGUUCAUGUUCAAUGUCAUUCCAAACAUUAGUAAUGCGAUGUGAUAAGAAAUUGAAGAAAACCAGUGAAGGUUUCGUUUUUUUAUUAAUUUGAAAUUCAUAUUUCUUCUAUCAAAAAAAUAUGCGGAUUUUUCCCUUGAAAAGGAGCUUUAUUUCAAAAAGUGGUUGAGGGAUUUUGAAACAAGGCCAGGAUCGAAAAUUUCAUCCUACAAAACUUUUUUCUCCAAGAAAAAGGUCGCUAGCAUCACUAUGGCUUAUUUUACAAGCUUUUGAAGAUUUUCUAAUUCAUUUUGAGGCUUUUUUUUUCGAAAAAAUCCGAAAAUUGUGCAAGUUGGGACUUUAAGACAUUAUAUUGUUCAUGGAAGAGUUUUCAUAUCGAUUUUUAGAGAUUUGCGACCACAAAGUGGAAAAAACUUCUUUUUGAGUGUCUAAAUUUUCAACAAUAUUCAAAAAAAUAACGGCUGAUGUCAAUGUCGCAAAAACGGAAAAAAAAAUGGCCAAAUAGCUGUUUAGGUAUUUUGGAAGCUCUUUUCCGUAGCCUUUUCAGGAUCAGAGCCCUCUUUGCCCAUGAAAAAAUCGAAAUUCUUAGAAUCCGAAUUCUGAAUUCCAGGCCAGAACAAUCUUCAUCCAAGAGGCGAACGGCAGUUUGAUUCCGCUGGUCCGCGACGAGGUCCAAGGCAUUCGGGAGCCACCUCCAAUGCACGCUCCGCCCACGCGUUUCAUCGCCACUCAUGCCCGACCUGUCGAUGAAGUGGCCACCGUUUCGAAGGUAGUAUAUAAGCGAUUUGUAAGGCUAGAAAUGACGCGUAGCGGCUUGCGAAGCGGUCGAAGUCUUGCCAUUUUCUUAGGAAUGCCAUAGUGGUCGUUGGAGGGGUUAAGGAGAAAAAAAAAGCGUCUAUAGUGGAAAAAUAGUGCUUCCUAGAGGGCUGGAGUUUAAGUGAUCCCUAUAGAGGCUCAGGGUCUGAUCCUUGAAGCCCCUGAGUAGCUCCUAUAGUGGUUUCUUGAUUUUUAGUAUUUGAAAGUUAAAAAGGCGUGUAGGGACCACUCGCAUGCUCCCCUAGAGUGGCUACUUUUGCAAGCUUAGUACUUGAAUUUUCUGCGAAUUUUUUGAAUAAGAGGCGUAAAAAAACUUUAGUGGCUUCUUGAGAGGUUCCUAAAUUACUACUUGGAGAGAGCACUAAAAUGUCGAACCUCUGAAGUGUCCACUUAAAUUUUUCCUAGUAGAGCUAGAACUUUCAGGCGUUAUAAUGUGACUAGAAGGCGAAAAAUAUAGAUUUUCUGCGAUUCUUUGGGGUCUGAGGACUCAAAACAUUUUAGUGGCUACUUGAGAGGUUGCUCAAGGACAUCUUGGAGAGAGCAAUGAAACGUCAAAGCUCUAAAGUGGUCACUAGAAUUUUCCGAGUAGUUAGAACUUUUUGGCGUUAUAACUCGACUGAAAGAAAAAAGACUCGAAAUUUCUGCGAUUUUUUUGGGAUCAGAGGACUCCAAACACUUUAGUGGCUACUUGAGAGCUUGCUCAAGGGCUACUUGGAGAGGACGGUAAGCCCUUAGGUGGCCACUGAGACGUCGAAACCCUAGAGGGUCCACUAGAAAUUUCCCAGUAGUUAGAACUUUUUGCCGUUGUAACUGAAAUGAAAGGAGAAAAACUUGAGUUUUAUGCUACUUUUCGGUGUCCGAAAAAAAUCAGCGAAUUCUCAAACUGUGUCCUUUUCUUUGUAUGCAAAUAUGUGUGAAUAUGUGAAAAUGUAUGUUUUUCUAUUGAAGAACCACGGCUCGAGGUGGGAAGGGACUUUGGUCUGCGUGACGGGAACCGACAGCGAUAUCCAUCAUCGAUUCUUGCCCGCCACCAUGAGUCUCAUGCAUUUGGUCCUUUUCGCCGAUUAUGAAGGCGUCAAGGAUUGCCUCAACCAUCUGAGGUCUAUCAGAGGUUCGUUUGAAGGGAAAAAGGUUCUUUCAACAAAAAAAAAGCUUCUAGGCGUACCCAAGAGUUCUUCAUCAUGUCAUUUUCGCACCUUUAAUGAAAUUAUACUGGAAAGCCACUAGAAAUAUGCCAGCGGUUUCAAUUUUCCUUCAAAUAUUGAUUUUCCAGACUCGCACGCGAUCGACAUGGAGACGUACACGCGACUCAUGCGCGAAGAACUGAUGGGAAUGCCGUCGGACGGCUGCUGCAACGUCCUGCACGCCGCCCUGCGAAUCGCGGUCGCCGAGAAGAACUCGAACAACGUCGACAACGCGGCGCCGGCCCAGCCGCCGCAGCCCCCCGCGAAUCCCCCGAUGAUCGUCGGCGAACCUUCCCGCAACGUGAUCCAGGGCGGGGCGCCCGUUCCAGUCCUCUCCAUGCAGCAGAUCUUCGGAGAGCUCAACGACCUACACGGCCUGCAGCAGAUCAACAUCCAGCCGCCCAUCCCGCCCCAGCAGCAGCAGGAUGCUCCUAGUUCGUUCUUGAGUUGGAACAGAAAAAAUAGCGAGUUUCCCAGUCCCGAAGAGUACUGUAUGAGAAAGUCCGCAUUAUUUAGUAUGCGUUUGCACUUUUGCUGCGUGACGUUUAGGCUACUAAGUAUACCUGGCAAGAUAAAAGCGCGGUUUCUUGGCGAUGUCGCAGUGUUGCUUCAUAGCCGUGUAAGACUCGCAUUUUCCUUGACGCGAUCUCGCUGGCGGUACUUUGACGAUAUCGCAAAAUUGCUGCUUUUUAUCCGCGUCAGACUCGCAUUUUCCUUGACGCGAUCUCGUUGGCGGUACCAUGAAGAUAUCGCUGAAGUUCUGCUUUUUGGAAGAUUUCGUCUCGCAUAUAUUUUUCGCGUUUUCGUUUGCACAUUGGCGAUAUCGCAAAAGUUCUGCUGUCUAUCCGAAUAAUACUCGCGUUUUCCUUGAAGCGAUAUCGUUGGCGGUAAAUUUACGAUAUCGCCAGAAUUGCUGCUUUUUACAAUGUUCAUUUAUUUUUUGCUUUUUCGUUUGCGACACAUUGGCGAUAUCGCAAAAAGCGCUGCUUGGUAGCCACGUCGAUCUUGCGUUUUUCUUCCCCCUCACGGUAAAUUGACGAUAUCACAAAAGAGAGGCUUUUCAACCGCUUCGGUUUCGCGAUCUCUAUUGAGGUACAUUACCGAUAUCGUAAAAGGGCUGUCUUUUAGUUGCGUCGCGCAAUUUCGCGAUUUUUCUUCGUGCGUUAGAAACGCGAUGUCGCGUCAAGGAGAAGGCGAGGUUGGAGCAGCGGUGAAAAAGCGGCCGUACCGCUGACUGACAUCGCUUUCCUUUUGCGCCGGACUUGGCCUUAUUUGAAUUUUCUUCUUGGGUAACGUUACGCAACAAAAGUGCACGUCUCAGGAAUUUUACUUACAGUACUCUUUGGAAUAAAAAAUUUCGUCAUGGCGUUAAAAAUUCUAAGUGUUUUUAAUGUGCGGAAGUACAGGACGAAAACUUCGGGAAAAAAAAACAAACUUAAAAUUAAGUUUUAAGCUAGGGAAGGUGGUGCUAAUAAGAGAAUAGUUCAAAUUGUUUUAGGCUAAAUUUUAUCAAUCAAAAAACUUUUCAUUCAGAUCGAUGGCAAUCAGUCCUUCGAGGAAGGUCCAACCGAAGAUCGGACGGCUCUGGAGGAGAAAGUCCGGGAAAUCGUCCAGAUCCUGCUGAGCUCAGCCAGCUCCUGAGAGGUUGGUAGAAGAAAAUACAGCGAAUUUUGAGCCAAGAAGGAGUUUUAGUGAGAUGAAACUAGAAAGAGAGUGUUCUAUUCGAAGUUUCCGGUGUUAUAGUAGUCAAAUUAGUGACCCCUUGAGGGGUUAAAAAUUAGUAUCUACUAUAGAGGUCUAAGUGUUACUACUAGACAACUAAACAUUUUAGUGGCCACUUUAGGGGUCAAUGGAUCACCAUAACUGGUCCAAUCUGUUUGUUUUAAAUUAUCAGAGUUACUGGAAGGAAUACUGGAUGAAAAACUACUGAAGUGGCCACUGAAACGGAAAAUAGUGGCCACUUUAGUGUCCUUUCCAAGUAGUCCUUGGCGAGCCUCUAUAGUGGCCACUUAAAAUCUUCCCAGUAUAUUCGUUUUUUUUUGAGAUGUCCCGGAGGAAUACCCCAGAGUCCCGCCAGGGCCCAUCGAACUCGCCAUCCGACUGAAACGAUACAACCGACCGCCGAACCCGCCUCCCUACGCGACUGGCAACCCGAUCAGCGAUCCCGUCGAGCGACAACGCAACGCGAUCCGCAUCAUCGAGCUGAUCACGACCCAUCUGGCCGUCUGCGAACGCUACGAGGACAGCGCCCGAGACGCGCUCAUGCUGGGCCCGCUCAGCGACACGUUGAAGCAGUGCGACGUCACCGGAAUGACCCCCUUCAUGCUGGCCAUCCAUCUGAGGUCCUACGUCGCCGCCCGCCACAUCUGGAAGGCCAUCACCGGCCUGGCCAAGGUGACUAGUCAGAUUUCUUUGGAAGAACUGGGGGAGAGGAGAGUUGACAAUGAAACAUGGGAUGAAAUUGUUCACCUUUUCGUUCUCAGGAAUGAAUAGAGCCAUUCAAAGGCAUAUGAGCAGUUUUUAACAAGAUUUGAGGUGAAAGUAGAGAAUGGAAAUUCGAAAAAAACAAAGAAAAAAGCGGAAAUUCGAAAAAUGGCGAUGCCUGUUGUCCGUAGAGCAACUUUACUUCGAAACGCCCUUUUCGCGGUCAUUCAAAUUAUUUUCCACUCUGAGCUAUUUUUCCUCCAAAACUAGAAAGUCUAAACGUUUCCAAUUUCAUUGUCCCACGCGGUUUGGAAUAUUAUGAAAGUUGGCUCGGAGAAGUUCUAGCUGAUUCCUCACUGUUUAACCUGAAAAAACUUUUAUUGGAGGUAGUGAAUUUUGAACUUACGAAGUGAUGGACACGCCCCGGAAGUUUUCUGAGCGUUUCUAGGUACCACAGUGCACUGAAAGAGUCAGGACGCUUCUGAUCGAUUCUAGAAACGUUUUAAGAGCUCUGACGCCGCUAAAGUGGUCCGGACACUUUUAAGCAGUUCUAGGGACCCCUCAAGAGUUGUGAUGCCGCUUAAGUGGUCACUAGAAAUCUCGGAAACGUCUGGGGCGUGUCACAAAAAUCCGAGUAAAAGCGAAUUUCUGUGCUUUGGAAAAUCUUGACUACCAGAAUAGAAGACUUUCACGAGAAUUUUUGAGAUUAUUUUCAAAAUUUUCAAAAUAUACUGACCUCGCUUGUUAGAUUUUGUGUCAAGAAAUUUAAGCUCCGCCCCUAAGGCCGCAAUAAUCCAAUUAGUGAUUGAGCACAUAGUUUUUUUGAAUGACGUCACUGUGCUUUACAUUCAAAAUCUGAGCAAACUACACAUAAAAUUCGAAAUUUUCGCUUACUAUUCAAAUUAUUAGUCACCUUUUUCACUUUCUAACAGGUUUUGAAUUUCGCAUAAUUGUUCUAAACACGGCAAUAGGGGCUCCUUCUCGAGUAUUUGAAUCCUAGAACUCCUGGGAAGAAACAGUCCUAAAUCCUUGAACUCUUAAAAAGCUAAAAGGCUUGAAAAAUGGAUAAAAAGUAGCAAAACAAAUCGAUUCUCCAAUGAACCCUACUCUACAUCUUUCGGUGUCCUUUUAGAAGCUCUUUUGAGAAUUUUCGGCAAAAUUUUUCAAUUUUUUCAAAUUAAGCGCCAUGUGAACAUGGACUAUGUGUUCCCGACCCAAAACCAGAACUCCUACUGCAACCCGGACAACUCGCCGCUCUUCCUGCUCUGCUACAACGACACCUGUUCGUUCACCUGGACCGGGGAAGAUCACAUCAAUCAGGUGAUUAUCUUAGAGAAAGUAACGGGAAAAUAAUAUUUUUACCGUUUUUAUCAUUUUUAUUAAUUGUGUAAUUUUUUUCUUAACAAAGAAAGAAGAAGCUCAAAAUCUUUAAUCAUGUUCGAGAAAUCAGUUACGUUUUUUCUGCUCCAUAAGCGAUCCUUUCAGACUAAACUUGCACUUAUCUUUCGAAAGCGUGCUUUCCUUUCCGGGUGAGAACGAAGAUUUGUAAGAAUGAGCUCAAAAAUGUGUUUCUUUAGGAAAAAAAAUCAGUCGCUUUUCAUUUAUUCAUAACAGGUCUUGAUCAUGUUAUUCCGUUCUUACCUCUCAAUAAAUGUUAUAAAGGAGGUGUUUAAGGACAUUUACGAGUGCCGAACUUGUGGCCUGACAGGCUCUCUGUGCUGCUGCUCCGAAUGCGCCUUGACUUGUCAUCGGAAUCACGACUGCAAGCUGAAGCGGACCUCGCCCACGGCCUAUUGCGACUGCUGGGAGAAGUGCCCUUGCAAGGCUUUGGUCCGUUUUUUGGAAAUAACCGUGCAUCUCAAAGACAUCUUCCAGGUGGCCGGCAGCGAAAAGAAACGCGAAGAACUGCUCCUAGAGCUCCUAAACCACACGCGCCUCUACGAGAAGCUCAACGGCCGCGGCGAACACCUCCUCCUCUUCCUGGCCCGCACCAUCAUUCGCCAGCAACGCGAGCAGUCGUGUGUCCAGCCGCGGUCCAGUCGCCGUCGCGGACAUUACCCCGGCGACCGCGACUCGCCCGCCGCCUCCAUCAACAUGCCCGAACACGACCUCCUCCCGCCCACCUUUGCCAAAUUCGCCAUGGAAGCUUGUCUCAAGAAAUACGACAUUUUGAGAAGCGCCAUCGAAGUCGGACUCGUCUCGCCGUCGACGUGAGUAGAGGGGGAAUUAAGAAAUAAUUGAAAGAAAUUAUAAAUUCCUUCAAGAUCAGUAGAUGAGUUUUUAGAAGGUCAGAAUAAAAUUUGAGGCUUGGAAGAUCAGGAUUCACUAGAUCAGAAAAUCAUCAGCUUGGAAGAUCAUCAGAUUCACUAUAGUAUGUUCAGAUUUUGAAUGUCAACCAGCUAACUCCGCCCCUCAUCGCGCGGGACUAAUUUUGAUCUUUUUCGAUCUAAAAAAUAGAAAAAGAGGUCAAAAAAGCAGCCUUAUUAAAGGGCCAUUGGCAUAUGUAGAUAAAACAUUGACGCGAAAGAUAUUGUAGCCUUGGGGGUGGAGUUAGCUGCUUGACAUUCAAAAUCUGAACAGACUAUAGAUCAGAAAAACCUUCGCGCUGUAGAAGAACAGUGAAGAUCACAGAUUAGUAAAUCAAAGAUCAAAGAUCAAUAUAUUAAUAGAUCAGUAAGCAUCAAGGCAUAAAGAUCAAUAAAGAUCCGAGAUCAGUUAAGAUUUAAGAUCAGUUGGAAAUCAGUAGAUCAAUGAAGAUUAAGGAUUUGUAGAUCACUAGUGAAAGAUUAGAAUGAACUUCAAGGCAUAAAAAAAACAGUAGAGGCGAAAAAUCAGAAUAACUUUUAAAAUGUAGAGAACCAUCAACGUUCAUUAAUAGUAGAAAAGGAAUAAGCCUUAAGGCAUAGUAGAUCAGAAAAAAAUCAAAGAUGAGUAAAGAUCAAAUAUCAGUUAACAUAGUAGAUUAGUAAAUGUCAGUAGAGUAAUAAAAAAUAUUGAGAUCAACUUUAAGGCUCAAAAGAUCUGCAAAGAUCAAAGUGAUGGAGUCAAAAGAUCAGAAUAAGCUUCGAGGCUUAAAACAUUAGUAGUGAUAGAUUUUCGGAAACGCAGUUGAAGAAAAGCUACCGUAAACGCAAGAUUUUGCGCUUUUGAUUGCGGGGUCCGACUUGUGUGCGAAUUUUCUCCGAUUAGUUUGAAAAUUCAUUCAUAUUUUCAGAACCGAGGAGAUGAGCCGCGACGAAAUGCAUCUGAACGUCCAAAGUGGAGCCACGCAUCUUGACAAAUUGGUCUUCUGCCUGCUGAAUAAGUCCAUGGAAAAGGUCCUGAUUCCUUCUUUUUAGAGCAGUACGAGGGUCGGCCCGUAAGCCUAAUUUGAACGGCUCGGAUUUAAAAAUUUUCCGCACAGUCAUAUCGAUUUUUAUUAUAUUUAUUCGACAUUUUUCAGUACCUCCGAAUGGUGAUCAACACGUUGGUCGCCGAAUCGACGAGUUACGUUGCCAAGCAAAAUUUCAACUUUGAAGUGGUGGGUUUAUAUCAAAACAUUCAUAAAGGGCCUUUAUUUGAAAAAAAAUAUGUUCAAAAGGAAGAAUGAACUUUUUUUUCACUCUAAAAGCAGUAUAUGACUACACUUUCAUUUGGAGAAAACAUAAAUUUUUAUUCAAAAUUUCGGUUUUUCCGUGACCAAGAAAAAAACGUCUUGAUGAGAGAAACAGUUCAAUUUUCAGUUAUCCUCGAGAUUCAUGAGAAGUAUCGUUCGACUUUUGACGCUCUGCUUUAAUGUUUCUCCCGUUGCCGCCUCGACUGUUCUCACGGGUUUCUUUUUCUUCACUGAUAAAAAUAAGGGCUGCGCGUCUUAGGAACUCCAGAGUGGUCCCUAUAGGGGCGACCUUAGGCGCCCUUGAACGUUCCCCUUCUGCGGCCACUUCAGGAGAGCAUUCUAGCGGUCCUUAUUCGUCUUUUCAACUUAGACCACUAUAGGGGCUACUUGAGCUUUAGGGACUUGACCCUGAACCGCUUGAGGUACCAUAUGAAUUUCACCCCUAGACGGCCCUUUUCUAUCCCCUGUAGGGUCUCUAAUUUCCCUUAACCCUAUAGGGAUCACUCUGCGGUUUCUGAGGUAGUCUGGCCUUGGAGGCCCGUGUCUCAAAAGGUUUUGAACCGUGGAUCAAGUGAUCAAAAACUUGGUUAAAUUUAAAUUAGAAUCAUUCAACUUUGAAAUCAAAAGCAAAAAAUCCAGAAUUAUAACUAGAAAAAGCCCUGGGCAAAAUUUCAUUUGUUGAUGACAGAUUUACCUUUUGAAUGAAUAAAAAGUUCUGAUUUUCUUAGGAAAAGCCCCCGAGCCAUUCACCUCGCCUCGUGACGACCACAAGAACAGAUUGAUCCAAGCGAUCGCCAUGUCCGGUUUUCUGCAUGUUCGACGGGAUCCUACCAACAAGGCCGAUCGGACCAACGCGUGAGUUUGAUGGGGAAAAAAGCGGGCGGAAAUCGGGUAUAACCGGUCGUUUUCGCUUCUGAAUCCAAUUUGACACCGAGUGAGAUUGGAGGGAAAAAAUAGGGCGAAAAUCGGGUGUAAUCGGCCUUUUUCGCUUCAGAAUUCAAGUUUAUUACUGAGUGAGAUUGAAGGGUAAAAAUAAGGCGAAAAUCGGGUAUGACCGGUCUUUUUUGCAUCGUAUUUUAAUUAUACCAUUGCUCGAGUGUAUGAAAAAAAAAAAUAAUGGGCAGAAAUCGGGUUUGACCGAAAAUUUUCGCUUAUAAAUGAAGUUUCACAAUGAAUAAGUUUAAAGGAAAAAAAAUGGGCGAAAAUCGGGUAUGACCGGUUGCUUUCGCUUCAGAAUGUUUUCCACAAAUUCUUGGGUUCAUAAGAGAAAAACGGGCGAAAAACGGGUAUGACUGGCCAUUUUCGCUUAGAAUUCAAUCUGACCACUGAGUAAGUUUGAAGGGAGGAAUUGGGCGAUUAUCGGGCAUGACCUAUCUAGUUACUUCAAGGGACGUUUAAUGGGAAAAAUGCGAUAAAAAAUGAAAAAAAUUUCCUGGUACCGGAAUAGACGGGGCUCCAUCGACGGGCCGAUUAAAAAUUUCAAUUUUUAAAGAAUCGCCAACGUCGUCCUCCGAGGAAUCGAAGUGCUUCGGUCCCUCCCGAUGGUCGCCCUGGUGGAAGUCGUCGGAACGGCCGACGCCCUCUUCUCGACGGUUCGCUACGGCGUCGCAAGGGAAAUGAUCAACCCCAUCAUGCUCGGCAACCAUGACCCUCUUGAAGUCCUCCUCUCCUCAUUUAUCCAUUUUCAUCCCGAUUUUCCAGGUCAUUGACAAGUUCCUCACCUCGGAACAGUCCUACCAAGACCUCCUGCAAAAAGUUCGAUCGGAAGCUGAAAAUGCGGAGUUUUCUUCGAAGAGAAAGAGAAAGGUACAGGGAAUCUAUAGCGUCUGAUUUCUCUGCGAUGCUCUCAUUUUUACGUGCUGUUUUUGCCGUCCUUUGAGCUCACUGGAGAGAGAGAAGAGAGCGCAGACAAGUUAGACUGUCAAGAGUCAUGAGAGUCGACAAAACUUGAAAAAGUCGGUUUUCUCUGCAACGCUCCUAUUUUUUCAUGCUUUUUCAUUUUUCUUUAACCUAACCAGUGAGGGAGAAGAGAGCGCAGAUAGGUCAGAUGGUUCAUUUCGUGAAAAAUUGAGUAUAUAUCAACAGAAACUUUCUGAUUUCUCUGCGACGCUCUCAUUAUUACAUGCUAUUUUUGCCCUUCUUUGACCUCACUGGAGAGAGAGAGAGAAGAGACGCAAACAAGUUAGAACGCCAAGAGUCAUAAGAGUCGACAGAACUUGAAGACGUCUGAUUUCUCUGCGACACUUUCAUUUUUACAUGCUCUUUUUAUUUUCCUUGACCUCGCCGGUGAGGGAGAAGAAAGCGCAGACAGGUCAGACUGUUAAAAGUCAUAAGAUUCGAAAAUGUCUGAUCUCUCUGCGAUGCUCUCAUUUUACAUGCUGUUUCAUUAUUUUUUGACCUCACUGGAGUGAGAGAUAAGAGAGCGCAGACAAGUCAGGCGGUCAAAAAUAUUAGCAUAUCGAGUAUAUAGCCCGGUCAACGAAACAUGUAACCGUCUGAAUUUUUUUUUCAUGCUUUUUUAUGUUUCUUUGGCCUCACUCGAAAGAGGAAGAAGAGACGCAGACAAGUUAGACUUUUUAUUCGAAAAAGAUUUAUAAGAGGAAAUUUAUAGAGCAGCCGAAAAGAGACGGAACGCGAGGAGGAAGAACGACGAGAGAGCGAGGAGGACGUGGAGAGUGAAGCCGGUGAGAGACUUUUUGAAAGGAGAAUUCUGUGCUCGACUUGCAUGCUCCCACUGAAUAUAGAAAUUUAAAAAAAUCAAAUAAGUUAUUUUUAUUCAAUCACAGAUUUUUGGAAAAUGUCGAAUUUCGCGGUAGUUUACUUUAAAAAAUGAAAAAUGAUGAAAAGAGCCGUUAAAAAAAAUUAAAAUGGAAAAAAUGUUUAUUUUGAUCGCUCAAAGAAAAAUCUAAUAAUGCGAAAAUGGGUAUUUUUGAAAAUAUAAUUGAAUUUGGAAGUUCUCACCACUUAAGUGAUCUCUUGAUUGGUUAGUUUAGCCAUUCCAAAUGCGGCUAUCAACUUGGUAUGACUUUAGUAAAAAGAAAUGAUAUAAUGAACUUUUAAACGGAGAAAAUUCAUAAAUUGCUUAUUUUCCGAAAAAAAAGUUAUUUAUUUUCAAGAAACAAUGUUAAGGGAGAUAAAAAUAGCCUCUUUGGGAGUUUUAAAUGGAUUUUUUUCUGAGUUUCAAAGAAGACAGAUAUGAAAAUUCUGUCUUGGAAAAAAAAAUUCGAAAAAAUCGUUAGAAUUGAAAAAAAAAAGUUCAACAAGCUUGCGUUGCACUAUGAAAAAAAUAUUAGAAAUGAUAAAAAUAAUGAAAAAAUCGCGAUAAUUUGGAUAAGUUAUUUCGAAAAACCCUGGAUAGUUCAAAAAAAAAAAAAAACAAGUUCAACACAUUCGAUUCAACAAGUUAUUGCACAAAAAUGGCCCCACCUCCACCUUGUUCUCAACGAGAAUUCUCAAAAAAGCCCAACUGCACAGGCGACGGAUCGCAGCCGCCGUCGACGCAGCGACGGCGACGUCGCUUCGACGACAGCGUGUCGCGAGACUCGGCGACUGGUCGAGCCAGCGAUUUCGAAAGUUGGUUUCCGUGUGGUUUGUCGGCCCCGUCGUCGUCCGCUUUGCAUGGGCAUGUUGCUCUGUUUUUCGGAAUUUCGAUGGGAAAUCUCCAAGUCCACUAAAAGAAUAGACAUAAGUUGGAAGAUAAGUUGAGAAUUUUUUUAAAAAAAUUUGGGUUUUCCGGGUUUUUUUCGGUGCCUAGGUUCAAUGGAAUCGGAAAAAGCCUCGAAAAAUUAAAAAAAGAGACUUGAUUUUAAUAGGAGUUCUUCAUUAAAAUAAGCUCGAUUUUAAGCUUUUUGCAUCAUUUGAUUCACUUUCAGUAGUUGGAAGGGAAAUCUUUUAAAAACAGUCAGAAUUGGAAAAAAAGUAAUUGAGUUAUGGGAAUAAAUGCCCACACUGCAAGAAGCUUGGCAUUUUUUUCCUGGUUUUUUUCCAUUUUAGAAAAUUAUUUUUUUUAAAUUUUUUUAUUUGGUAACCUAUAAGAUUGGCAUUUUCAGUUUUUAUGACAAAGAAAAACGGCAUUCUGAGAUAAUUCACCAUUUUCUCCGUGGAGCGCGCAUGCUCAAAAUAAACAGCUUUUUUGUAGAGCCAUUUUUUUUCCAGCGAUUACUGAAUCUUUUUGUUUUCAGAGUGCUUUUUCUCUUCUUUUUUUUUGAGCUUAUGAAUUUCUGAUUUUUUCCAGUGAUCGACCCCGAGGAAAACCAGCCCGAGGCGAGUAAUUCUGGCGAUGCUCCACCUGCUGAAGACAACUCGGGAAGCUCGAGAAGAGGAAGGUCGACGUCCUUCGGCGACGCUCCUCCGCCAGCCGAGGGCUUCAGAAGCGACGGCGACGAAUCGACGGACAAUGACGACGACGAGGAGGGCGACGACGACGAUGAUGAUGACAGCGAUGAGAAUCGACAGGCUCUUGUCCACUUUUUGGCUGAUGAGGACGACGAGAUGGAGUAUGAGGAGGCCGCCGAGGGGGCCGAGAGAGGCGAGUUUGACUAGGUGGUGGAACAAGGGCUUGAGGGUUCAAAGAAGAAUUCCAAACGUGUAGUUGAACAAGUUGGAUCAAGAAGUUCAAAAGUGUAGUUGAUCAAGUUGGAUCAAGAAAUCCGAAUUUGUAGUUGGUCAAGUUGAAUCUAGGAGUCGGGACAUGUAGUUGAUCAAGUUGGACUUAGAAGUUCAAGCGUGUAGUUGAUCAAGUUGAAUCAAAAGGUCCAAACAUGAAGUUGAUCAAGUUAAGGUCAUGGUUUUGCUUCCUUCGCCUCGUUCUUCAGCGCGUAGUCCAUUUAGUUGCGCUUUGAGAAUGUAGCGGAUCUUAAAGCUGGACCCUUAGAUCGAGCUCUAGGUGGAAGCCUCGGAAUAAGAGCGAUUAUUUCGAGUAGCCGGAAACGUUUCAUCAUUUUCUCCGUGGAGCGCGCAUGCUCACGAAAAUUAGCUUCUUUGUAGAUGCGGUAGAUACUUUUAAAAGAGAAAAACUUGAAAAAAGUCAUCCACGAAAUCUUUUGAGAGGUGAAAGGCGCUCGCAAUGAUUAUAGCUAAAUCAAGGCUGAUCCGAGCUAUCUAAAAAAAAGGGUCCUGACACGAUCAAAACGACGAGAUAGUGUCUGUCUGGUAGAGAGUGCAGACAGGCCAUGUCCAAAGCCGUGUCGAUUUUUUUUUCUUUUUUUCCUAUUCCAUAAAAAAUGUUCGAUUUUUGAUUAAACUGAGUUUUUUUGUCUAUGAUCCCUCUGUUUAGUUUGGUUCGAAACCCAAUCGCCGGACGGUGAAUACGAAGAUGAUAACGGGCAAGGAAACGCGGAUAACGCUGAUGACCAAGAAGGAGAAGACCAGUCGGAAAAUCGGCAAGGCGACGCCUCGGAAAGCCGCGAAAACGAUGAAAGUCCCGAAAAUGACGAUUCCAAUGCGGUAUAUUCGAGAAACAAAGAGUGAUUUUUGAAGAGUGAGGCUUCAGGAUGAAGCUGCGGAACCUUCCGGAAACCAGGAACCGGCAGUUGAAGUUUUUGCUGCAAUGGAACCGGGUUGGUUUGAUUUUUAGGGAAAGAUAGGGAAAAACUUCAAAAAAGGCUUAUUUUUUUUUCGAACUAACUGUAUUUCUAGUCAACUUUUCAGGUAGAAACUUCAGUUUUUCAAGUUUUUUUCAAAAUUGUCUCUGUUCGAAAAGUAACAAGGCUAUUCCUCGGUGAUAAGAUCAAAAUCUUAAAAGUCUGAAAAUUCCAACCUUCAGAAAUUCACAGAAUCAAAUUUUUUUUUUCGAAAUAAUCAUUUCUGAGUCUUCAUCAAGUACAUCAGUGAAGAUUUUGUCGUUUUGAAAAAUUGUGAUUUUUAAAAAAACAAAAAUUACAAGCGUCUUUUCAAAAACUGUUUGAAAAGCUUAGAAAAUUUUACCUCAAACAGUACUUUGGCCCAUAUUUCGUUCUUCCUUACAAGUGAAUUCUAACAGUUUUUCGCCAAUAAAAAUCUGUGAAAAUCCAUUUUUCAGACAUGGAACGAAUCGCGGCGCAGGCGGAAGCUCAAGUCCAACAGCCAGUUUUGAAUGAAGACGUGGCGCCGUCGUUCUUCAACGACGCGAUGAGUUCGGCCCGUGUCCGCGUCUUCGACCCCGUCCCCACCUCGCGAUCUUCAAUCCAAAGAAGCGAGAGAAACCCCGUCGCCGCCUCCAGCGAUGCUCCAUCCACAAGUCGCUCCGGUCCAACUUCUUCGGCGCCGCCGGCCUCGACGUCUUCGGCGCCUUCUGGAAGGGAACGCGACCGCGAACGGAGAGACCGUGACAGGGACAGAGAUCGGGAGAGAGACAGAGACAGGGAGAGAGAGCGUAGCGAGGUCAGCACCGCUCGAACCGCCACUAGCAACCCUUCAACGUCUUCCAAGUCGCCCAAACAGCCUCCGGAUGAGCUGGUCAAGCCGUCGGUUGCUCAGGUGUGGCUUUUGGGGGAGACUUUAGCUUUCAGAAAGAAGGGGAAACCAUGAAAUCUAGGGUUUAGAAAGAUUUUUUGACCUCCGGGGGAUGGUCAAGCCGCCGGUUGCUCAGAUGUGGGUUUUAGAUGGUCUUGAGCUUCAGUUUAACUAUGAAAGUUCUUCGGAUUGCUAAUUGAGCCAGCUGAGAUCAUUUUGUACUUAUAAGUAGCAUGAAGAGGUUUGAAGGCAUUUUCGAUUUUUUACCUUCCAAAGACUUUCUGAACACCGUCUUAGGUGUGCCUUUUGAGGUGCGGAAGGGGGACUUUAGCUUUCAGAAAGAAGGGGAAACCAUGAAAUCUAGGUUUUUGGAAAGAUUUUUUGACUUCCGGAUGAGCUGGUCAAGCCGUCGGUUGCUCAGAUGUGGGUUUUAGAUGGUCUUGAGCUUCAGUUUAGCUAUAAAUGUCACUCGGUUGCUAAUUGAUCCAGCUGAGAUCAUUUUGUACUUAUAAGUAGCAUGAAGAUGUGGGAAUCUAGCAGCCAUUUUCAUCUUUUCACCUUCCAAAGACUUUCUGAACACUGUCCCAGGGCCUUCAAGACCUUCUAGCUUCCAUUCACCUCUUAAAUUCCUGCUGGUUAAGAAAUUACUAAGAUGAAGUACCGAGAAAGAAGAGGAAUCAUGAACUGAAGCUUUUUAGAGAGAUUUUUCGGCUUAAAGUUGAAUUUUGAAUGGUUUUUUGACCUCCGGUUGAGCUGUCUCUUGCUCAGUUCUGCCUUUGGGCGUGGUCUUGAGCUUUUAUUCCUAUAGGAUUUCGAUUAAAAGACCUACAGAUGAGCUGGUCAAGCCGUCGGUUGCUCAGGUGUGAUGUUAGGGGGUGGUUAUGAGAUUUUAGAAAGAAGGGAUGCCUAUAAACUAUAGGGUUUCGGUUCAAAGACCCACGGAUGAACUGGUCAAGCCGUGUUACUUUUAAAAACCUUGAGCUCUCAGUUCAGCUAGAAAUGUUCUUCGGAUUGAUAAAUAGUCCAGCAGAGAUCAUUUGGAAAUUUUCUUAAGCACGAAAAAGCCCUUCCUAGUACCUUGACUGACAGCCUGGCUCGGCGCGGGAGAAAAGCGAUGUCGUUGGCGGUAUAGUGACAACAUCGCAAAUCGCUUAGUAACGGUGCCGAGCUCGGCCAAAAAGUGCGGCCUACACCUCGAAAAGUGCGGCCUAUCUCGGUAUAUUUUCAAAUUUUUUUUUUCGCGCGCAAAAGGCUGGCGGUGGUUUCCAGCCGAUGUAUGGUGUCGAGAAAGAUUCUAGACCGAUGCAGCACUUUUGCGAUAUCGCCAAUGUACCGCUAAAUACCUCGCGUACACUUGAGAAAUUAUUUUUUUAUGUCGAAAGAAGUUGUAUGACUAGAUUAUUACUUUGGUUUUUAAUGAAGGUUUCGUCUAGGAGUUGAACUUUAGGAAGGCUUUUUGACCUGAUGAUCAGAGUUUGAUUAUGCUCUCGAAGUUCUUAAAAACCAAAGUUAAAUGAAAAAGUAAGAUACCCAUGAAAUCCUGAAAAUAUCUGUGCUGCAGGUAAAGUUCACCUUUUUCAGGCCAGCAACCAAAUGGCAUUGACUUUCACGCUUUUAACGCGUAUCACUUGCGAUUUGAUGUUCCUGAUCUCCGCUUCGGUCGACAGCGUCAAGUUCGAGAAGCUGGAUAAGGUGAGGAGGUUUUGAAGGAUAGGCAAGUUUAAAAAGGAUUUUGAGACGAAAAGCAAUUUUUUUUUUGUAGACUUAUGCGCCUUUUAAAAUAUUCUUGCAAGCCAUCAGGAGCUCUGAAAAACUGAAAAUGCGCUCCAGCGAACAAAAUUCCUGAUUGGCUGGACACGCCCCCUUUUUUUGCUAUCUUUCCUGACAGGUGUUCACUAGAGCGCACUUGCACAAAAACUCGAGGUUUCUCAUAAUUGAGACUUUCCGGGCGUUUGGGCGGAACACUGGGGCUUCUAGUUGGUUCAGGCUAAACUUACGUGAAUUUUUUUGUUGGGGGAUUCUGACAAUUUCCUAAAAACCAACCCAAACGGACCGGGAAUCACUCGGAUCAUGCUGACUUCGCUUUUAGAGUAUUCCCGAAUUAAAAAAAAAGCCAAAAAAUCAAAAACGAAAAAAUGAAACUUGAAAAUCAGUUGGAUAACUCGCUUACUAAAAUAUGAACAUGUCGGAAAUGUCAACAACUUUGAGAAUAUAAAUAAAUAUAAAUAAAGCUCUUGAAACAGAUAUCAGUCCUUCAAUGUUCCAAAAUUUUCUAAAAUAAGUUUUAAAUGUAUUUUCCGAAUUUUUGAUGGACAAAGGAGACGAUUUUUUAUUUAAUAUCAUUGAUUUCUGAGGGAAUUUAUUUCGGAUUUCUUCUGUCUAGCCAUAUCCAGCUUCAAAAAUGACAAGAAGUCGUUCAGAUCCUCCUCCAUGUCGACACGAUCCUGGGCAGGUCUUUCGAAUGGGUCCGGAUGAACCUGGACAACAUGGAAUCCCAGUUGUUGUUCAACGCCGGUCUGAGGGAACGCGGCAUCAAAACGCCCGGAGAUCCGUUCUCCUCCCGGACCAAUCAGCCUCAGAGCCAGCACUCGACGCCCGAGAAGAAGUCGGACGAUUCGAGUGGAUCGGGUAAGAUUUUUGGGUUACUUUUUAAGUUUUUUUGAAAGUUGGGAAUAGAAAUGGAGGGGGUUUUGAAUAAGAAACAGCCCCUCCCCCUCCUAAUAUUUGAUACGGCCCUCAAAGGUCUUCGAUUUCAACCCUCCAUGAAAAAGUCUUCGUUUUUACCUUCCGCCGUCAAGCAAACUUUGGCUAAAGACGGGGGUGGGGGCUUUUUCGGACGUGGAAGGCUGUACCCGGAGGGGAGGUAGGGGACACUUUUGAAAUCUCAGCCCCCCGUACUAUGUGAUUCAGCCUUCCAAAAGUCUUCGAUUUCAACCUCUUUCUCCCCCCCUUUUUCUCAAAAAAACAUAGCUUGGGGGAGGGCUUUUUUUGGACGUGGAAGGUUGUACCUGGGAGGAAGGAAAGGGGCAAUUUUAGAAUCUCAGUCCCCCCGUACUGUUUGAUUUUUGAUUCAUCCCGACAUGAAAAAGUUCUUCGUUUUCACUCGCCCCCCCUUUUCCUCAUUAAAAAUUUGGCUUGGGAGGAGAGGCUUUUUUUUCGGACGUGGGGGCUUUAACCGGUUUUUUAAGAAAAAUUUAAAUGAUAUUUUCCAACUUUUUGUAUAGUUUUACAUUGAAUGUACCUAUUCACUUUUCUCAGACGUCUCUGCUGGUCGCCGUGAUGCUUUCUCCUACUUGAUGUCCAUAAUGAGAUGUGCCAGGGAUGAGGCUCGAGACACGCCUCUCGACAUUGACUAUAGUGUAAGUUGUAAAUUUUGAGGUGUUCGAUAAAAAAGUUACAAAAAAUGAUUUUCCAGCUUCUGACCGCCUUGGCCUACGGACUCGACGCCUACUUGGUCUACACGGAAGCCACUCGUCACCCUCCACCCGUUGGUUACUGUAGUUGUAACUACAGUAUUCCCAUGUUUCAGACCUGGAAAGUACUGCUCGAUCAGUUCGACGACGCUGAACGUAGGUCGACCAUCUCCAAGACGGUCAUCGACAAGGACCUCAUCAGGACCUUCUACAGAAGAUCCAAGUCGAUUUCCUAUCUGGAGGACACCAGCGACGGCUGCUGGGACACCUUGACCAAUGAUGACGCCACCCCGAGUAUUAGUAUCCAGGUCCUGACAGAGUUUAUUGAGGAAGAUGGGGGGGGGCAGAAGUUAGAGGCCAGGGUGAAAAGAAAUUUUUUUUUCGGUUUUUUAGUCCCUUUUUCGUGACUUGAAGGACUUCUUGCGCCCUCCCUGUCCCUCGGCGACCCUCUCAAGAUGACCUGCUAUUUCCUUACUUCUCUGACCUCUGCGAAAGAACAUAGAGUCGCAGAGAUGUCAGACUCUUUGAAGUCGCGGCGAAAUGAUCAUAGGGCAUUGUGUAGUCUAUUCCUGUCGACUUAAAAUACUUCUCAGCGCCCUCCAUGUCUCUCGGUGACCCUCUCAUAUUGACCUACUAUUUCCUUAGUUCUCUGACUUCUGUGAGAGAGCAGAGAGACGCAGAGAUGUCAGAAUAUUUGAAGUCGUUGCGAAUGGACUAUAGCGCAUUAUGAAGUCAAUUUUUCCCGAUUGAAAAAAGAGGGAUUUUCUCUGCGCCCUCCUCGUCUCUCGGCGACCCUCUCGAUUUGACCUGCUAUUUCCAUGUUCCUCUGACUUUUGUGAGAGAACAAAGAGACGCAGAGAAGUCAGACUGAAGUCGUUGCUAAUGACCUAUAGAGCAUUAUGCAGUCCGUUUUUGGCGACAUGAAGGAGUAGGACUUCUCUGCGCCCUCCUCGUCUCUUGGCGAACUGAGAGACGCCAGAAUGGUCCCUAAAGGGGCAAUUGACGUUUCCCUCUGGUGACCACCCUACCCGAUUCUGUACGGAACACUAAAGCUUUGUGCUGGGUCGUGCACUUAAGGACGGCAAAGUGGUCCCCAUAGGGGCAUUAAGGGCCCUUGAAGGGCAUAGAAGUCACUGAAGCUUUCAAAAGCGCUCACUCCAGGGAUUUUAGUUAGUAGCCAGCCAAGGGGCACAUGCUAAUCUUUUCAGCUUUCAAAAUAGUUAGUUUAAUAUUUUUUCAAAGAAAGUUAAGAAUGAGCCUGAAAAUUCGCACUUUACGACGGACAGGUCCAGCUGGAACUGCGUCAAAAAUCUGAUGGAAAGACUUUUUUUUCGAAUUCUCAUCAAGAUCCUGUUGAAAUUCUGAAAUGCCUUACGUUAAGCUUCUAUCCAAAGUAUGUACCUUUAGAUACUACAUCCUCAAAUUUGAUCUAUUUUGCACCUUCAAAUCAAAAUCGAAUAAGAAGAUAAAUUUUUCAAGUCAGUCUGAUUUUCAGAUCCCCGUCAUCGGCCGUCCAGAUCUACUCCACGCCGAAGCGACUCGAGAAGAUCUCUUCAAGCAAAAGUUCACGAAAGCUCGGGAUACCCUUCAUAAUACCCAGAGUGUUGGUUGAAAGAAUGAGGACAAGAAAUGAAGGAUGAUUUCCAGCUGAUGAUGUGGCAGGGAGUUCCGCGGUCGCAGGUGGCGAGCCUCGCCCUGCUCCGUCCGACGGACGACUGCCACGGCAACGCCGGCUGCUCGGCCAUCCGCUACUACUACGACGACGGCGCCGCCUUCAUCGAGGAUAACUUGAUGUGGCGCCACGAUCAGGGUCUCCAGAGAGCCACUCACAAGUGUCGAUUGCCCGUCCAGAUAGGUUUAUAUAUCGGAGAUCAAAAGUGUAGUUGAUCAAGUUGAGAGCAAGAAGUUCAGACGUGUAGUUGAUCAAAUUGGAUCUAGAAGUUCAAAGGUGUAGUUGAUCAAGUUGAGAUCAAAAAGUCUGAACGUGUAGUCGAUCAAGUUGAAUCAAGAAGUCCAAACAUGUAGAUGGUCAAGUUGGGAUCCAAGAAGUCUAAACGUGUAGUUGAUCAAGUUGAAUCUAGAAAACAAAACGUGUAGUUGAUCAGGUUUAAUCAAGAAGUUCAAAGGUGUAGUUGAUCAAUUUGAACAAGAAGUGCAAACGUGUAGUUGAUCAAGUUGGAUCUAGAAGUUCAGACGUGUAGUUGAACAAGUUGAAUCUAGAAGACCCAAUGUGUAGUUGAACAAGUUGAGUCAAGAAGUUCAAACAUGUAGAUGAUCAAGUUGAAUCAAGAAGUCCAAAAGUGUAGUUGAUCAAGUUGAACCAAGAGUUCUAAACGAGUAGAUGAUCAAGUUUGAUCUAGAAGUUAGAAAGUGUAGUUAAUCAUUUUGAAUCAAGAAGUGCAAACGUGUAGUUGAUCAAGUUUAGAUCAAGAAGUUCAGACGUGUAGCUGACCAAGUUGAAUCAAGAAGUCCAAACGUGUAGUUGAUCAAGUUGGACAUAGAAGUGCAAACUUGUAGUUGAUCAAGUUGAAUCAAGGAAUCCAAACCUUUAGUUGAACAAGUUGAUAUGAGAGUUUCAAAUGUGUAGUUGAUAAAGUUGAACGUAGAAGUAGAAACGUUAAGUUGAUCAAGUUGAGAUCAUGGUUUCCUUCCUUUGCCUCGUUCUUCAGCGCCUAGUCCUUCCAAUUGCGUCUUGGCGAGCUCAGAAUGUAGCGGAUCUUUUGCUGGAGCCCGUAGACCGAGCUCUAGGUAGAAGCCUCGGAAUAAGAGCAGUAACUUCGAGUGAAGACUCUACCCGAUAUUUAAUUCAGGAGAACUUGAAGAGAACUUCAAAAGCAAGAACUUCAUUGAAAGAUUUCCAAGUUCAGAAAAAACGCCACACAUGAUGAGGGUGGAGGGAAUCCGGGCGAAUUUGCUCGAAGAAGAUGGCAACGGGGCGAAGAAGUUCUACGCUCGUUGGUCCAAGUCGAUCGAGCUCAUGAGCAUGGUGAGGCAAAAUAAAAUGUGAAAAAAAUGUCUUUUUCAAGGUCUCCUAUUCGGAAAUUUCCACGGCCGUCGGCUCUGACGCCGCCGCCAAACAUUCGCCUCUGAUGUCGAGUAUCGCCCGCUUCGGGAUUCGUCACGAGAUCUUCACCAGAGCCACUGAACGCUUCAGAUCCACCCAGAACAAGGAUGUCCCCUUGGAGGUCCGUUUUGAAGUGAAAACCAAUGAAAAUGGGUUUAUUUUUCAGCUCCAAGCCCAUCGAGAUCCGGCCCAACUUAUCCGCGACACAAUGUCCCAGCUGAAUCAGAUCUAUCUGAGAAGAUUGAACGCCAGAUGUCCGGAUAACUCGGCCCCCUUGUCGACUAUCAAAGUAAUUUCCCGAAAAAUAAGGAAAAUUGUUUCAGAAGAGACCAAGGGGAACAAGAAGAAAGAAAAGACUUCAGAAAGGGUUCAAAAGGAAAAAUUGGAAAAUUAUCGAAUUUUAAAAAAGAAUGGCUUUUUUGUGAACACACAUGGAAGCUCUACUGGACUAUGCUAGCUAUGAAUCGUAUUUUAGAGUUAGAACAGUGAUUAUUUGAUGAGAGGCCAGAGAAAAAAAGUUUCUCUCUUUCUCUGACGUCUCUCCAAAACACGCACCGACCUCAGUCAUGCAUCUAUUUUUUUUUUUUCAAUCUCGCCUUUAGAAUAGGCAAAUUUGAAGAGACGCCAGAUAAAUUAGAACAGUCGAAAUCUGAAGAGACGCCAAAGAAGUAAGAUUUCUCUGUUUCUCUGAUGUCUCUUCAAGCCGUGCGUUGCCUUCAUUCAUUUAUCUGUUUUUCUGAUUUUGCUUCAAGAACAGUAUAGAAAUUAUAACAGUCGGAUUCUGAAGAGAAAACAGAAAAGUGAAAAUCUGAAGAGACGCAAGAGAAGUAAGGCUUAUCUGUUUCUCUUAUGUCUCUUUGGGCUGAUUCGUUUCUCUCACUCAUUCAUCUAUUUUAUCGAUUUCGCUUGGAAAAAUUUUCUAAUAAGAACAAAGAGGGUCUGAAGAGAGGCCAGAGAAGCGGGAUUUCUUUACUUCUCUGACAUCUAUUCAGACUGCCCCACUCUCUCGGUUUAUCUAGAGGCUCUUGAAAACAACGAAUGUUAGGACCGAAUAGAUUGUUUUUAACCUCAAGGGGUCACUUCCAGGCUUUUUUUCUUCUUCUUAUUACCUUUUUAGGCUUCUUUGCAGUUUUAUUAGAAAACGAGGAUUCUAAGAAAGGAACAGUACUAUUUCAGCUACGCGUCCGAUUCGUCGAUGAACCCGGCGAGGGAACCGGCGUGACGAGAAGCUUCUACACGGCGCUCGCCGAGGCGUGCAUGCAGCUGAAGACGUCGCCCUUCGAAGGCCUCCAGAAGUCGUUGACCCACUAUCUCAGCAGCUGCGUCUACCUCAACGACGCCGACGCUCAGACGAAAAGAACCCGACAGAGAAACGAACGAUGCUCUCGGCUGUGCAACUCGAUCGCCGAGCAGAGACGAGCUUUGGGGUACUGAUAAGUCUUCACUAAGGAUACUGCCGCGAGAGAAAAGCGAUGUCGUUACAUAGUCACCUUGGCAACGGAAUCGCCUUUUUCUCUGCGCGACAUCGCAUUUGUAUCGCACUCAAAAAAAAAGAAAAUUUUUAAAAUCGCGAUGUCGCGUCAAGGAAAAUGCCAGGCCUGCGCGAUCAACGCGCGGCUCUUUUGCAAUAUCGUUAAUGUAUCUAUUUAUCUUUAAAUUUUUUCCUUUUUGAUGAACUCCCAUUCCGCGGGAGAGAAGCGAUAUCGGUAUUGUUACAAUAGUCAAUUUUGAAACUAAAUCACUUUUAUUUGGCGCGAUAUCGCAUUUAUCUCGCAGUCAAAAAAAAAAGGAAAAUUGUGAAAUCGCGAUGUCGCGCCAAGUAAAAUGCAAGACCUGCGCGGUUGACAUGCAGCAUUUUUGCAAUAUCGCCAAAGACUUCGCGAUCCUCCCCGGCAUUUCUUCUCGGUGUAGAGACCUUUCCGCGAUAUUUCAUCGAACGCCGCAAAGAAGUCAGACUGGAUGUUAGCUGUACUCACGACUAAAUAGUUAUCUUUAGAUAUUUUUAGAAGAUAUACCAUUCCUCGAAGCGAUGUCGAAUUUUUUUUUUGGCGCGAUAUCGCAUUUCUCUCGCACUCAAAAAAUGACGAGAAAAAUUAGAAAAGCAAAAAAAAGGCACUUUCAGAAAACCACCAAUCGACCUCGACGCGUCGUAUUUCACGCCCGAAGUCACGGUUAAUGACGACGGAACUGAGAUAACUCAUCCGAAUUCGAUGAACAAGAUCUUCGAAAUGUCCGUUUUUAUUCAACGAGAAGUAAAAAUGAUGAAAAAUGAUGAAGAUCGGUAGAAAAAGUUCAAAAAAAGACGAUUUGGAAAAUCGUUUGAGCUUUGACAAGGGAACUUUUCCUUCCCCCUCCUCUUUAAUUUUUUUAAUUUUUUUUAAGGAACUUGACUGGAAUGUACUUAGGACCUCCUAAUCCCAGAACAAGAAAAAAAGCUCUUUUUCUGAGCUUCGAACCUCCAAAUAACGCUUUUUUUCUAGUUUUUCAUGCAGGUUUCCGAAUUUAAAGGGUAAUUUCAAUUUCAAAUAACAUUAUCCGUAGAGCGCAAAAGCUCCUACGCGACAUUUCAUUCAAUUUGCGAUCUUUAAAAAAAAUUCUCUGACUUAAUGAAACUCAAUUUUUGAGAUGGAUAUCAUUUGAAUAUUAUCAAAAAAGUUCAACUCAACAAGUGUCUGCUUCAGGGUCGAAAGAAUGGGAUUCUCGCGCUUGGCCAGCUCCCGAAUCACUGGAAUUUUGCUCAAAAACGCUUCUCUCGCCGAAAUCAACGAGUUUUUCCUCAAUGAGGACACUUUCAGGUGGAAAUUUUCAGAAGAACUCAAAAAUGUAUGAAUUUUUCUAGAAUCCAUGUCACGGACAUUUGCAACUUGUUGAGAACCCACAAACCCGUGGAAAUUGUUUGCGAGGAAGUCGCCCGCAUGUCGCAGUUUUUGGAGCCUCGUGAGUUGUUUUUUUUCAGGAAUAAGGGGAAAAUUCAAUGAAAAUGAGAGAAGUGAAGAAAAAAUGGUUUGAAAAUAGUGACUUGCAGGGGGAAAAAGGUCCAAAAAUGAUCCUUAAAAAUGAUCCUUAAAGGGGAAAAUUCAUGUCAGAGUUAAUAAAAAAAAAAACGGGUUCAAGAACAAUCUGAAAAAAAGGAAAAAAUCAUUUGAAUUUGUGAGAAAUCAGAAAAAAAAUGGCUUCAAAAUAGUAAACUUUCAGAGAAAAAAAAGGUCGGAAAAGGGGAAAUUUCAUGGAAGUCGAUGAUAGUUAGAAAAAAACGGUUCUAAAUCAGUAAAAAUUUGAAAAAGUCGGUUCAAGAACUCUCUGAAAAAAAAGGGAAAAAUCAAUUGAAUUUGAAAGAAAUUAGAAAUAAUGGCUCUAGUAAUAAACUUUCAAAAGGUCCAAAAAGGGGGAAACUUCAUGGAAGUCGAAAAAUAACGAUAAAAAAAUGGUUUUCAAGUAGUAAAAGUUAUUAUUUUUUUAGAGCACACUUUGAGUAGAGUAAUUUUGGAAAAAAAUUGGGAGUUAUUUUAUUUUUUUAAAGAAUAGAUGGGAAAAAUAGCAGAUUUGUGGUCUUUCGGAAGAAAAAUUCGGUAAAAAUUUGCUUGAGGGUGGGGUCUUGAAAAAGUAAAUUAGUGGACUUUUUGACAAAAAUGUUGAAUUUGGAAGAAACAAACAACAUAAUACUCUAGAAGAUCUGAAAAAGGAAGAAUUUGCUGAGAAAAAUGUUCAAGGUUUUACUUUUUCAAAAUAUGUUUUGAACUUGCCGGCCAGACUCCUUUAGUCAUUAUUACUUCGAAAACUUGGAUUUCUAGGCGACGACGUUGAGUUCAAAGACGAUUUGGUCUACGAUCCGCUGCCGUUGUUCGCCAAGACUCAUGAACAUGGAUACUAUGCGCCACUCAUUGGAAACGGAUCCCACGUCCGGAUUUCCGCCUUCAGAAACAUCGGACGGUGAGUUUUGAGGGGAGAACGGCGAGAUUCAGAAGUAAAUCAGGAAAUGGAGGACUUUUGAAUUUUUGUGAUUUUUGGAGAAUAGCUAUUUUCCUAGGAUUAUUUUCGGAAAACUCAUAGUUUCUGAAGUUUUAGCAGCCACUACAGUGGUCACUUAAAUUACUAAAACUCACUGGCCUCUUUAGAAGUCUAAUCGGUACUACUAGACCUAUAAAACAUACUAUAGGGGUCACUAAGACGCGAGGGGCUACUAUAGAGGUGGUCUUAGUGUUCCCUUCAGUGCCCUCUCAAAGUAGUCCUUGAGGAACCUCUUAAGUGGGCACUAGAUCUCUUUCCACUAUAAGCAUUGGUUUUCCAGGGUGAUCGGCAUUUGCCUGGCCCAGGGCGACAUUUUCCCCUUACGUUUAGCCCGUCACGUCUACAAGUACAUUCUCCAACGCCCCAUCAACAUCUAUGAUCUCGCAUUUUUCGAUCCAGUGGUAAGUUUGUCAACUGGAAAAUGUACAUAGACAUGUAAAAAAGCUCCAUGAAAAUUUUCUUUUUUGCUACUUUUUUGCGCCAUUUUAUCGGCUGUUAUGCACCUUUUUUGCUGUCUCUUUUAUUUUACACCAUUUCUUGAAAAAAUGGCUCGAUUAAGGGACCUUUUCGCUGCCUUUCUGCGGCCUUUUUGCAGCCUUUUUGCUGCCUUUUUGCGGCCUUUUUUGAGAAUCCUCCUUUUAUUGGUCAUUAUGCACCAUUUUUACUUUGCGCGAGUUUGCCGCGACUUGAAAACUUCCGGUUGUCUGCGUCUCUCUGAUCCCUCACCGGCAGGGUCAGAGAAACAUGGAAAUAGUACGUCAACAUGAGAGGGUCGCCGAGAGACGAGGAGGGCGCAGAGAAGUAGUUUUAGUCGCGAAAAACGCGCUAUAAAAAGCGGAUUGAACUAUGAAAGUGUUUCAAAAUCAUAAAAUUGGGAAAAAAAUUUUGGGGCUGUGUUGUUGAAGAACGGUUUCACUAUUUUUAGAGAGCUUGAAAAAAUUUCAUAAUACCUCUAAAAAAGGAAAUUUUGAAGCCGAUUGUUAUAACUUGUUCCGAAAAUGUCCGUCACGAAAAAAACCAUCUUUUACUUUUCCGUUUUUAAUUUUAAAGAAAAAUUGACCUUUUCAUUAAAUUUGGAAAAAUUUUCUCAAGUCAAACACAUUAAGAAGCAUCAAAAAGCGUCUUUAUUAUAUUAAAAAAAUCCUGUUUUAUGAGCCAUAUGCUUCGAAUUUUCAACGCAAAACUGCUUUAUUGAGAGUUUCCUAUAAGCUGUCUCUACAUAAAUUUCGAAUCUUUAGUAUAUUUUUAGUUUCAGAAUGAUAUUUUGCCCCUUUUUAAUCAAAAUAAGCACGAAAAUGGGCUGGAUUCAUUCAAAUUCAAAAAGAAAAAAUUAUUGAUCCAAAAAAAGAACUUGAAUGACCGAAAUCAGAAACCUUGUGACUUUACUGCAAUCCGAACCGUAGGAGAUUUUAAGUUCAUUCUGCUGUUUCCAGUAAAGUUUAUUAGUUUUUAGAAAAUCUAUGCAUAGGAUUCUUAAAAUAAAAUCUUGAGCUCUUAUUUCUCAGCUCUACGACAACCUCCGAAAAUUGGCCUCCGACCAAAACGGCGAGGAGUUCUACGAGGCCAUCUGCAUGAACUUCACCAUUGACGACAAAAAAGUAGCGAUUUUUCCGGGAUCUAUUCUCAUUUUUUGAACGAUUUCAGGCCCAUCGGACACUGAGUCUCAAGCCCAACGGCCAGAAUAUCCAAAUCAAUCCGGACAACGUCACCGAGUACAUCUACCGCUACUCGGACUACAUGAUGUUCGAGAAAAAUGUCGUCGCCUUGCAGGUUUAUAUUCAGAAAAAAACAGUUCAAUGUAAAAAUCACUAGAAAAUCAUUGGAAAAAAAGGACGGUUUGGUACAGAAAUGGUUGGAAAAGUCAGUAAUAACUUCCAUUGAAAAAAAUAGCCUCGAAAGUUUCCGGAAAAUGCGCUCCAUGGACAACUUUUUUUGUUUCGAUCAAAUGAGCCUGAAAAUUUGACCUAUCGUGCUCUACGGCUAAUUUUUCUAGAUUAACUGUUUAAAUCUUUUUGCAAUUCUCCAUCGAUUUCUUUCCAGAGACAAAUUUUUAUCAGCGGAGCGAAUUUCCUCAAAGUUCUUUUCUUUUUCAAAACUCGGACAGUUUGGUUUGAAAUAUUUCAAAAAUCAGAAAAAAUUAGGUGACAGGGACAGAAAGAAUCGGAAAAUCAUUGAAGAAUAGGUGAAAAAAAGAUAGUUUAGUAUAAAAAUAUCGCAAAAAAUUCGGGGGAAAAAAAGAAAGUUUGCUAUUAAAGAAAAAAAUCAAAAAAAUAGGUUUAAAAAAAUCUAACAAGAAAUAUCGUAUUUGUAUAGAAAACCGCAAUGUAUCAGUGGAAAUUACGUUAAAAAUUAUGACAGUAGAAAAAUCAACGGCUUGGUGAAAAAAGUAAAUUUAAGGAAAAGUAGAAAAAUUCGUGAAAAUGAGAAAAAUUUGGUGAAAAUUACUUCAAAAAUCAACAGAAAAAUUGGCGAAAAAAAUGAAAAAUUUCGGAAAAAUGUGCUCUAAUGAGAAAAAAAGAAGCAGGUUUAAACAUUUUUAAAUACGUUUUUGAAGUGAAUAAUGCAGCUUUAAAAAAACCAAAAAGUUAUCCAGAGAAAAAGGUUCUAGUAAUAGUAAAUUUAAAAAGUAAAAAGGAAUAUUUUUUUGAAUUUCGAGAAGAGGUGUACAGUUUUUACCCUCCUUGCGGCUUGAGAAAGUCGCAAAAAUGGUUUUUUUCUGAAAUGUUUUGAUUAGUUCAGUUUACUGUUGCUUCCCUGAGUAUAAAUUGGAGCUUUGAAUACACUUGGGAUGGAUAUUUUGGAGUUGAAUAAGAUUUAGAAAAAAACAUAUCAUUUUAAUUAAAUGGGAAAAAGAUUUAUAGAGUUUAGGUGAUGGUAGCUCGGACUUUCCAUUAAAAAAAUUUCGAAAUUUCAGAAUUUUUUUCGGUAGAAAAAAAUAGAGAAAAUAGUGAUUUUUUUGAUUUCCAGGCGAUGCGAGAUGGAGUUCUUGACGUUAUUCCGGAGAAUCUGAUGCAAGGAUUGUACGCCGAGGAUCUGCGUCUGAUCCUGUGUGGAACUGAUGAUGUAUCUCACAAAAAUGUAUAUGGAAAAUCAGAAGAUUACCUUUAGAUCUGCAUCGAAACCCUCCAAGCGAAUACGGUGUUCCUGGAUGAGAGCCGCGCGCCGACGGAGACGCUCAACAAGUUCAAGCAGUGGUUCUGGCAGGUCGUCGAGUCGUUCAACCUUCAGGAGAGACAGGUAGAGUUGGGACUGGAUUAGAGGGAAGAACCGAAAAGAAAGCACAGUGGAGUUCGAAAAGAAAGCAAAAUGGACUUAAGAACCGAAUAGGAAGAAAAAAAUAAAAAAAGGAAGGGGGAGAAUUUGAUCAAUUUUGACUAAGAAUUUUUUAAAAUCCGAUGAUAGGUGAUUGGUCUAUAAAAAAGAUAUAAAUAGAACUUUCUUGAAGUACCUCAACUUUAAUUUAUUAAAAAAAAAUGAAAAAAUCAAGGUGAUCUUUAAAAAAAGGGCGUAGCCGUAUUAAACCCAUGUUUCUUGGGGCUUUUUGAGUCUGAGUUGGGCUAAAACAGGGAAAAAAAAUUGGUGAGGACGGCGGGAUAUAGGGCACUAACUGAAACCCCUGUAGGGACCACUUUUGGAAGCACUAGGGGCCCCGGCGGAGACUUGUGAAAAGGUCCCUAAGGUUGCCCCUAUAGGGAUCACUAAUUGAAACUCCCAUAGGGGUCACCUUUGCAGGCAUUAGGGGUCCCUGAAGGGGCUUGUAAAAAGGUCCCUAUGGUUGCCCCUAUAGGGACCACUUUUGCGAGCACCAGGGGCCCUUGUAAAGUAGAGAUUUGUAAAGUGGUCCCUAGAGGGGGUCCUCCUAGGUUGUCCCUAUAGGGGCCACUAACUGAAACCCUUUCGGGGCCACUUUUGCAAGCACUAAGGGCCCUUGUUAAGUAUGGAUUUGUAAAGAGGUCCCUGGAGGGUCCUCCAAGAGCCCCUAAGGUUGCCCUUAUAGGGGCCACUAACUGAAACCCUUCAGUGACCACUUUUGCGAACCUUAGGGGCCCUUGUAAAGUAGGGAUUUGUAAAAAGGUCCCUAGAGAGGGUCCUGCAAGGGCUCCUUAGGUUGCCCCUAUAGGGACCACUUUAAAGUUCCAAAAAGAGAGCAUAACUUGACAGCCUUCAAGAAUGGUCAGCUUAUCCGAAUAUUCCAGGACCUCGUGUUCUUCUGGACGGGCUCCCCCGCCCUGCCGCCCUCCGGCGACUGGCAGUCCAACGCGACGGUCAUGCUCCGCCCGGCCGACGACGGCUACCUCCCCACGGCCAACACCUGCAUUUCGCGACUCUACGUGCCCGUCUACUCCUCCAAGAAAGUCCUCCGUGCCAAGCUGCUCGUCGCCAUCAAGGCCAAGAACUUCGGAUUCGUCUGA